CCUCAGGCAGAAACCACAGCAACAUGACUAAUCAAAACAUUUGAAGAAUGUAAUAGUCAACCUUUAACACACUUCUCAUUGCAGCACAUUGCACAAGCUGGUGAAUGGUAAACAGUGUGCUUUACAGCUGACGUAGCUGCACUUGUGAUUACCGGGAUCCAAGAUUACAGACAGUGACACGAUGGAAAAGCCACAAAGUUGACCCUAUGUUCAGACAUGUUCUAGGAUUUUACAAGAGCCAAACUGAAAGAGAACUGCUGGGAUCUUAAUAUGAAGUUUCACCCAACCCCCUUUUUUAAAUGAAAAAGAUUUAAAGCAGGAUUUGCUUUUCUGGAUAAAAGUCUUUUUCAAGAAGAUGUCUGAAAAGCCAUCUGGACUGAAUAAGACAUUAUACUGUGUAACCCUUUCAGUGGACCUAUCAAGUAAGUAGCUAAUCCUUUUGACUUUAACAAGAAUAAUCUGAAACAGGAAAUGAUUUUUUUCUGUGAAAAAGCACAACAGAUUGAAACAUUUGUUUCUUUAAGAAAAUAAAUUAUAUGGUGAUUAAUUUAAGGAUAAGAUGGAAAAGGUGAAUGUUCUGCAUUCUGUGCUAGGUAGGAAUAAAGCAGAAGUACAGAAAAACAACAUUGCUAAGCAUUUGAUCACAAGUAUAGUAAAUGUGUUUUGUUCUUCUUACACUUGGAAAAAUGUGUCAUUCCAAGCAAUGUUGCUAAGAUCUAUGGGGUCACUUAGGGUACCUCUACCAUGCUCAGAUUUCUGAAUCUCAUAAUGGUUUAAUACACAGAAGCAUCAGUCAUGCAGUGCUUUGAAAUAUGACUAAUGAAAAUGUUUAUGUUAAAAUUUAAAAAUGACACAAAUUUAAUUGGGAAAGUGUGUGAGGCAGGAACUGUUUUUGUGAUAUUUUGGGGCACAUAAAUAAAACUAAAAUCCAAAGGAUUAAAAUAAAAAUAUUUUAUAUUGUUAAUGCCAUUUUAACAAUUUAUCCCAAUUUGUUUUACUUAUUAAAACAACUGUAUAUCUUUUGAAUAAUGGCAGAUUGACAGUCAAAAGUGACAGGGUAAAAAGCACAAACUCCACAGUGCCUUUUAAUUGCUUCACUGUAGACUAUUUGGAAUAAAUGCUGAUGUUUACUAUUUCAGGUGGGUUUUGCCCCAUUUUAGACUGAAGCUAAAAUAUUUUUCCGAUAAUCACUUAUCUCCAGCUCUGUCCUAUUUAACAAUUAAAAACGAGUGGGUACUUAAACUUCUUGAUUGAAUUUGCUAUAAAACAGCUAACCUCCCCAGCAGUGGGAUCAAAAUGUUUUCCACAAGGCUCACACCUAUGACAAGCCCACUGUCUGAAAUUUAUUUUGGUUUAGAAGCCCUUAAAGACAAAUGUUCCAUUGAAUGGGCUUACUCUCACAAAUUUCCCUCAAGCCACCAAUUUACUACGCCCAUCUCCAUGUUUCACCAGUCCACCCAGCUCAUAAUCUAGUCUCCAUCCACGGGAACACUAUCAAACCUUUGUGCUAGGUUUAGGUAGUCAGGUUUGUGUCUUACCAGAUUUAAUAUUUAAAGUUAAGUUAAUAUUUACUGGUGUUCUGUCCUGGAACCUGAAACAGGAGCUGAUGGCAUUACAAUCAGCUUUCCCCUCCCUGAUCAUUAAAGAAAACCCAGAAUAGCUGAAUGGAGACUGAAUGUGCUCUGUAGCCAUGGAAUGCUGACCAAUGAUGUGGGCAGGGCAGGUGAUGGAAACUGGGUGGGAAUGGAAUGGACUAUCCUGGAGGAUGGCAUAACUGACUGGAAUACUAAACAGAACACUCCACACAGCAAUGUCAAUUUCAGUCUCUCUCUCUCUUUUCAAUUGUUCCAAUCUUGUUUGUGCUCCUGUUUGUGGAAAAGAUACAUAUGUGUUAUUGUUUUUUUAAAAAAGAAGUCCACAUGAACAAUCAGAUGCAUCUUUGUGUUCAUGUCUCCUAAUAUACACAUUUAUGUAUGUUGUCCAGUAUGUGGGAUUUUUGCAAAACAUUUAAUGGAGUGUAUUUUGCACAUGAUUUUCACUAAUAUACACUUUUGUGUGCAUAUGUGGCAUCACAACAUUUGGAGAAGUACGAAUUUCUGAGAACUGUAUUUCAGUUCUCAUAUUGUUUUGGGAAGCAUGAAUGUGGUAGGUUCAAAAUAAAAUGCAAAGUGAACUAAUUUCCUCUGCCAUCCCUAAUCUUGGCUUUCUCUGACAAACAUCAAGUCAUAUACAAUAUUUUACAAUCCACAUAUCUUCCCAAUUUCCAUUCAGUGGUAAUUAAAAUAUAACUUCUUGUUGUUAAAGCAUUAUUUUACACUUAUAAUGAUAUUGACACAUCACAUGUCAGUCAGAGUAACUAAAGACUUCCUAAAUGAUGUCUGCCUAGGACAGUGACAUGUGACUGCCUGGUCCUGUGUGAGGUGGAAGAACUGCCAUUGUCUUCAGGUUCUCUGCAUACUUCCAUUUUCCUGGUGACUACAGGAAGGAUCUACCACAUAGUCACCACUAUUUAAAUAAACUAUAAUCUUAUGUUAAUUAUAUUAUUAACUUCUUUUGUGACUAAUGGCCUCACUAAAAAUGUCAUGCAACUCUACAAAAAGAACCACUGUGAUGACCCAGUGUGCCUGAAUGUGACCUUUUUUCACAGCAAAUCACAGAGAGUAAUUAUAUACAGAAUGUUCUGAGUAGAUGGUUCCUACUUAAUGAUGGAUUUCAGAACCAUAGAUUACAGGUUUUAAAACUAAUGAGCUAAAUCCUAACACUAGAAUGACAGUUCAAUUUAUAUCCUAGAACAUGAUCAGCAGAUUAUGCCCCAUUAAUUUAACAGAAACUAUAUUUCAUGUAAUGCAUGUUCAGAACUGCAGCUUUGAAGGUCAUAACACAAUGUUUACUGAUUAUUUAGGGGUUUUUUUAUAAUGCAUGUCGUGAUCAAAGGUCUUCCUAAGGCAGUUCACAAUAAACACCAAGAAAAAAAAUUAAAGGGUGCUCUAUUUUAUGCAGAUUUAACCACACACAAUUAAGAAUGUUAACUAACCUCCAACCUCUUUACCCCUCAUUCCUGAACACAUUAAACCCAGUUGAGGGAAUCCAAUGUACCCAACCAUAUAUGAACAAGGUUUGCCCAUUCUCUUUCAUGCUGAGGGAAAUUCUGUGACAUAUUAAAAAUGAUGGUGUCUAUACAUUCACCAAUAAUGAAAACAACAAUUUGUGUAUAUAGUCACUGUUAAAAUAUGUCUCACAUGGUGGGUCUAUCUGCAGAAAGCUGUUUGUCUCAAGGCUGUGGUUGCCUCCUGUGUAGGAAUGAAUGAAACAGCCUAUUUCUGUCCUGUGUCAGUUUCUCCUACAUGCAAAAAUGAGUCCAGGACACUCUGUUCAUGUGCAAUUUUUUAAAUAAAAGAGUGAACACUGAACAGUUCUACUAAAAAAACAAAUAAAAAACCAGGUACUUAUGAGGUAGUCCUUGGACUGACUUCUUUGUACUGUACUGCAACUGUACUCUCCAGAGGCACAUAUUUCCCCCAUACAAUACUCCAGGAAGGGACUACACAUUAUGGCAUAUGGUUGCUUCCUGGGAGCAUCUUAAAAUACAAAAAAAAAGCAAAAAAAAAGCACGUAGGCAUGUCAUAAUGUCAAAGUUGUAACGUCUUUACAACCAAAUGGCUCAAGCUAUUGACAUGAUCACCCCUGAGCGCCCUCUCCCACUUCGUGGAGCCCAAUUGGCCCUCUGGUAUAAUACUCCAGAGCGUAGGGGGAAGAAACAAGCUGGGAAACAGCUUGAACGCAAGUGGAGGAAAAAUCCAAAUGAAUGCAACCAAACAGUGGUAAGGGCUCAUUACUGAGCCUACCUAGUGGCAGUGAAGGAAGCAAAGAAGGCAUACUUUACUGCCUCCAUUGCAUCAUUAUGUAGUCCAGCAGAGCUUUUCUGGGUUGUACAAGGCCUUUUACAGGCUGGCCCAAAGGAAGUGAUAGAACCAACAGUACCUCACUGUGACUUGUUUGCAAAGCAUUUUGAGGAUAAAAUCGCCUGCAUCUAUCAAUACCUAGCAGAUGAAUCUCAUGGGGUGCCCAGAGCACAGUCUAGUCAUGUUGUGUUGGAUGAGUUUUAGUUGGUAAGGCUCAAGGAUGUGGACAAGGUGCUCAGAUCAGUCAGGGUGACCACUUGCACUCUAGACCCUUGCCCCUCUUGGCUGAUAAAAAUCAGCAGGGAGGGAACAGGUAGCUGGGCCAGGGAGGUGAUCAAUGCCUCUAUACGAGGGGGUGGUCCCUGCCUGUUUGAAGGAGGCAGUGGUAAAACCACUCCUUAAGAAACCUUCCCUGGAUUCGGAAAACCUAAGCAACUACUGGCCAAUUGCUAAUCUCCCUUUCCUAAGCAAAGUUUUGGAGUGAGUGGUUGCAGACCAGUUCCAGGCGCUUUGGGAAGAAACUGAUUUUCUGGAUCCAUUUCAAUCGGGGUUAAGGCCCAGUUUUGGCACAGAAACUGGUUUGGUUACCCUGUAUGAUGACCUCGGUAGAGAGAGAGACAAGGGAAAUGUGUCCCUGUUAAUUCUUCUCAACCUCUCAGCGGCUUUCAAUACCUUUGACCAUGGUAUCCUUCUCGAGAAACUGUCCCAACUAUGGGUGGGCGGCACCGCUUUGCGGUGGUUCCAGUCCUACUUGGAUGGCCGUUCCCUGAGGGUGUUACUUGGGGAAUGCUUUUCAGCCCUGUGGAACCUUCAAUGUGGGGUUCCGCAGGGCUCAAUCCUAUCCCCCACGUUGUUUAACAUCUACAUGAAACUGCUGGGAGGUUUGGAGUAUGUUGUCAGCAGUAUGUUGAUGGCCCUCUGCUCUAUUUCUCCUUUACAUCUGCAGGUGAGGCAGUGAAAGUGCUGGACCAGUGUCUUGCUUUGGUAAUGGACUGGAGGAGAGCCAACAAACUGAAACUCAAUCCAGAUAAGACUUAGGCACUGUUAGUGGGUGGUUUCCUAGACCAGACAGGUGGGAGACUGCCUGCUCUUGAUGGUGUUACACUUCCUCUGAAGGAGCAGGUUUGUAGAUUCGGGAUACUCCUGGAUCCUUUGCUGUUGCUCGAGGCUCAGGUGACCUCAGUGGCCAGGAGUGCCUUCCAUCAAGCUUUGACUGGUGGCCCAGCUACGCCUCUAUCUGGACAAGGAUAGCCUACUGUUGUCUGUGCUCUGGUAACCUCAAGGUUAGAUUACUGCAAAAACAUUCCUUUUUAACCAGGCCUUUGGUUGUUUUGAUUGGCAUCCUAUGCCUUUUUAAAAUGUAAGGGUUAAUUUGGCAGGGGGGGUUAUUGGGUAGUUUUAAUUUUGAUUAUAUAUUUUGUGGUUUUAUAUUUUGAUUUUCUUCUGUGAACCACCCUGAGACCUCUGGGUAUAGGGCGGUAUAUAAAUUAUUAUUAUUAAUAAUAAUAAUAUACAAAGAAAUGAGGUGUCAGAGAACUGCCUUCUACAUAUAUUUUAUUAUUAUCAUUAUUUUGCUUUGCCUUCUACAAAUGUAGUUGCAUUGUCCCCAUGGCUCUGCUGGUGUGUAAAUGACAGAGACUAAUGCUCAGAUUUACAUUCCAAUUUGCCCGUGAGUCCACGAGGCUGAAAUGGUUAGGUUCUCUCCUAAUUGUGGAGCAAACUGGAAGCCUCUGAAAUCCUUACCAAUGAGUUAACCCUGCCCUGUGGAACUGCAGUCACUGGCAGAGGAAGAGGAGUGUGGGGGGAGCACCCCGUCCCUGGAGAUCCCAGUAGAGUGCCAUCGCGGCUGCCCGUGCUGCCCCUGCAGGCAGCAUGCCCCGCCCCCAUGAUGCACACCAGCCCCGCCCUGACCCGCCUGCUUUUCGCCCCGCCCCAGUGCCAGAGCAUGAAGCUCUGCCACUGACUGCAGUCAUACAUAUAUGGAUUCUCUGCUUCCAUCAACCUUUAUGCUAAAGAGAGAAGGACCAUGACUAGCACAUGUACUCACUGGAGAAUUGUUCAUUUUAACUAAAAUUUUUGAACUGCUUGGGAGCUCCCCUGGAACUGCUUGAGAAAUAUACAUACCUUGUAAAUUAACGGUUUGGCCAUAUGUUUACUACAUUACUCCAUAAAGAGUGCCAUUUCCGUUUCCCAUUUUUGGAGAGAUGCAGCAAGCUCCAAAGGCCUUUUUUUAAAAAAUACCUCAUUAGGACAGCUUCUCCCUCCUUUUAAUUUGUGCCUUUGGCAUAGUGGUACGUCAGGCCAGAAAUAGCACCUUGAGCCUUACCAACUGAAACUCAUCCAACACAACUUUGCUUCAGGAUGAGAACAGAAAUUGCACGACGGCGGUGCAGUAGCAACGGGAGGCCCCAUUAGCUAAAGUGGUACCUCAGGUUAAGAACAGUUUCAGGUUAAGAACGGACCUCCAGAACGAAUUAAGUUCUUAACCCGAGGUACCACUGUACAUUGGUUGGGAAGGGCUGAUGCAAAAGAGGGCAGGACUCCUGCACCUUUAAUAGUUGUACUGAAGAGCUAAUUGCAUGACAAGCUACACCUGCUAGAAUUCUCUUACAUUCAAGGUGCAAGAGCCCUGUCCUUGUUUGGUGUUUUUUUUCAGUUAAUAUUUAUGUAUACUUUGUAUAUAACUGAACUUACACUCAAUUACUUAAUAUUAUGUAGAAUCAGUGAGCUAGUCAGAAAUGUAGGUGUCCCUGAGAAAUACUUCAUUUGUGGUCCGAAACACUGGAGGUGUCACCCACCUCAACCCCCCAGUGUAGCAUCAGACAGAUAAGGCUUAGACUGGAGACACAUAGACUGAAAUGGCUGCUCAACCAUUAAUUAAAUUAAAUAACAUAAAAUUAAUUAAUUAAACUCACUUGGCCGCUCAUUGUCCCUUGGUAUAAAUUGUUUUGUAGGAUUGUGGUGAGGAGAGUUGAAUCCUGAGCACAUUGGGAGAAGGAAUAUAGGAAAUAUUAUUAAAUGUUGGGCGGUAAAAUUAGCACUCCUUAUAUUGCCCUUCUAAUGUGAUGUCUUUGCUGCCCAGAUGCUCACAUAGAUUGGCUCUUCAAGUGGAGAAAACACUACAGGACCACCUUGACUAGGGAUAAUUGUUGGACUCCCAACUUCCAGCAUCUUUGGAUGGGGCUGAUAGGAGUUUAGAGCCCAACAGCAUCUGGAGGGUCACCCUAUCUCUGACUUAGGCUGUGUACACCCCCCCCCAUACAUUUAAAGCACUUUUCCUUUUCCUACAAAUAACCCUGGAGAUUGUCGUUCACAAGCGUUUGGUGGUGGGCGAUGUGCUUUAAAUAGACAGCGUCUGUGCAGUAUAUGCAGUUCGAGAACAACCUGCGGUCCCAAAUGGCCAGGUGCACUCACUGCCCCAGAAGGGUGGAGUAUAAAUAAUAGUAUUUUUAAUUUUUUUUAUAAAAAUAUAUAUAAUGAAGGCAAGCGCAUUUUCCUUCUGAAGUCCCCCUCCCCGGCCCUUGUGGGUGGACCUGCAGUUCUUAUAAUCCCUGCCCAUUCCCCAGGCUUGUUGGGCCUGAGGGGAGCCACCCCGUUCUCCGAGCUACAGCUAGGAGGAACCUCCGCUCACCCAAGAAACUUGGUUGUCGUUAAUAAAAUCGCCCCCUCACAUCUCUCUUUAAAGCCACAGGAGCCAGUGGGCCGCGGAUCCCGCAAGGUAAUGGCGACUCGAGUGAAGAAUUUCUGUUCCUCUCGUUCGCCUGCUGCUGCGACCCAAGUUCGCUCCAAUUUGGACAGGAGAAGCUGGGCCGAGGCGGGUGGGGAGAGACAUGUGUAGUAUAUGAUAUGAGGGGAGGUCGCUUCUUCCUCGUUUUUAACGAGGGAGGGGGGAGAAUAAAAGUUCGCCAUUGCGCCCUGAGGAACGCGAUAGGGCGCUUCCUGUUGCUGCUGCUUCUUCCAAUUCAACCCAUCCCGACGCUUCCCCAACGUUACGGAGGGGCGAGGAAGCUGAGGGAAAACCAGUCCGAGAAGUAACCGGCGGCGGGUAAGAAAAGAGCGUAGGAAACACCGGCGCGAGCUUGGCCUCCGCAGCGCCCCCUCUGCCGGCCCUCGGUAUCUCCCAGAGUCUGCCCGAGCGUGACUCCGAGGCUGGCGGGCUCCUCCCCCUCCCGCUCCCCUUCCUCCUCCUCCUCCCCCUCUCGCGUCUGUGGCGCUCGCUUCCCCGUCACCCUCCCCCUCCCGCUCUUGUGCCGGGAGGAUCAAGAUGGACGGGGUGCGUCGCUGCCUGGCGAUGGAUUGAGGGAGGUGAGCGAAGGACGCCGGGAAGCUGAGGCGGCCACAGCGGCGGCGGCGGCGUCUGAGGAGAAAGUCUGCGGCGCCGCGGAGAGCGAGCGACUCACUCACUCGGGCAGCGGGGAGGAGGAAACAAGAGCGCGGCGGGGCCUCGCGGCGGCCUUUCCUAAGCCGCCUGACCGGGUCACCCUGCGAGGCCUGCGGCUGCCAGACAACGCGAGCGCCGCGGCCCGGCCCGGGUAAGAAGAGGAGGCGGGGAGAGCUGGGGCUCCGAGGCAGGCGGUUCCGGGACGGCUCCGCCGCUGGGCUUGGGGGUCCGUGUGGGGAAGGCGGCUGGAGCGGGGAGGCUGGAGAGAGGCCACGCCGAGUCCCGGCGCGGCGGGGCUUGGUAGGCCUGGGGAAACGGAGGGUUUGGGGACGGGAGGGUAGCGAGCGGGGUCGCCUGUCCGGGCUGCCGCGAAGAGAUCUGGUUGGGGCCUGUGGGCCUAGUAGGAGGCGAGGCGAGGCGAGCAGGUGCUUCUUCCUCGGGGCUCGCCUGAGCCCUGGGCUGCGGGCCCUGUGGAGGGGAAGUGAUCGGCUUCCUCUCGGUGCCUGAGCUUGUGGCCUUACGUUGUUUUCGGCUCUCCUUUGUGACUAGGGGUUGUAAUGCUAACCGUGUCUACUCGGGAGGGAAUGCUGUUGAGUUCAGCGGGGCUUACUCUCGGAGAAUUGCGGGUGGGGUUGGAUUGCAAGCCGGAUCUGUAAAAGUCAGUGUAACAUCCCUGGCUGUAUUGUCUGGCGUUGGCGUUAUUCAAUCUCGUCGUAGAAGGUCGGCAAAUAAUUAUAUCACGAACGUGUGAAGGUACCUCAUGGUCAGGCUGUUGGUCUGUGUAGCCCAGGAGUUAUCUACUCUGACCGGCAGCGGUUCUCCAAAGUCUUGGGUAACUUCCAGCCCUGUUACCUAAGAUCCUUUUAACUGGAUAUACUGCGGACUGAACCCUUCUGUGUGGAAAGCAUGUGCUUUGCCACCAAAGUUUGGCCCCUUCCCCCACAUUUAUUACUUUGUGGGAGAGUGUGCCUGACUGUGUGUUUGACUUUUAUUUAUUUAAGCUAAGUGUGUCUUUCACUGUGCAUGUAGGCAACCUUUGAAGGAUUUACCUUUGUGAUAUAUGUUUUUAAUACAGGACAAAGUUUGUUGUUGUUGUUGUUGUUACCUGGGGUUUUUCAGCCUGCAGGAAUUAUUCUAUUGUUUUUAGUUUGGUCUCUCAUGCAGACCAAGUUGAAAGUAAGUUUGACUAAUUUCUAUGUAACUUUUUUUAUAACUGGGUAGUAUUUUACAUCAUAAGGCUAGUUUUUUUUCUGGAAUGCCCCCCCCCCCCAUGUUGUUAAAAGGUAACAUUAUUAAUUGCUAACAUGUCACAAGCAAACACAAGCAGACUUUGCCCAACAAUAUUUUUUUUAAAGGCACAAUUCUGGAGAGAGUCUUCCUUUCCCUAAUACGUCAGUAACUGAAGAAACUUUGUACAGUUAACUUUUUCCAUGUUUGUAAUAUAAUUCAUUUAUGGAAGGAUAAAAGCAAAUGUGUGAAAGGGCAUAUUUACUUCAGCAAAUUGCUUUUGUGUGUGGUGGUUAUAUUGAUCCAGGAACAGCCUCAGGUUUACAAAAAUAGGUAAUUACUUGUAUGUUAAAGUAAGAAGCUUUAAUAUGCCAAUAAAGAUAGCAUGUAGCUUCUGAAGUACAAGGGAAUUAUGAGAAUUUUUCAGCUGUUUUCAGCUUAUCAUUAGUUUUUAUACUGGUUUUCUAUAACAAAUUAUACCCAAAGUGGCUUAAUACAUAAGAAAGAGUGAUGUGUAUCAGAAUUUUUUUAAAACCUAGUAAUACAACGUAUCAGCAGUACAUUAAGAUAGUAAUCCAUAUCAGUAGCCUAUCAAAUCACUGAGACCAAUUAAUUUUUUAAAAAGAAACUUUAAAAUAAUUUUUUAAAAGCAACAUUGACAUAAAGUUUACUAUCAAUCUCUAAAAACUAUAAAACUAUAAAACUAUAAAAAAUUGAAUGACAGCAAGAACAGAACUUUAGGAACAGAUAAAUAAGUAAGCAAUGCCCAGAAGCAGUGGGAAUGGCAUACAUAGCAUAGUGCAUAUAUAGAAAGAUAUAAUUGGAUGUAAAACAAGUCAAUAAGGUAUAGCAUUCAAAAUACAUUCCCUGAUCUCUCCAUUGCAUUGGAAGGCCACGCCAAAAAGUUUCAAAAUAGUUAACAGUAAACCAGGUUACCAGAGCAUGCACUUUUGUGGCCAAGCUAUCCCUUUCCAGGAGCAGUUGUAGUUGGUGAGGCAGCCAAAGGUUGCCAUUUGCCAUUGCCAUUUGGAUAUUUGGUGACUACUCCUAGGGACUACAAACUUGUUCCUUCAAGGGAGUGCAGUCCUAUCUAGAGCAGGCUGUCUGCCUCAUUCCCCAACAUGAGAACCAACAACCCAAAGGACUUUCAUCUUUCCAGGAUUCAGUCACAAUUUAUUGACUGUAAUCUAGUUCAUUACAGUGGUCCAGCGCCUGCACACCCUCAGCUGACUUAGAUGACAGAAGUAAUAGAAGUGGUUGUCAUGCCAUCACCAUCCCAAAGGUAAAGGUAAAGGUACCCCUGCCCGUACGGGCCAGUCUUGCCAGAUUCUAGGGUUGUGCGCUCAUCUCACUCUAUAGGCCGGGAGCCAGUGCUGUCCGCAGACACUUCCGGGUCACGUGGCCAGCGUGACAAGCUGCAUCUGGCGAGCCAGCGCAGCACACGGAACACCGUUUACCUUCCCGCCGGUAAGCGGUCCCUAUUUAUCUACUUGCACCCGGGGGUGCUUUCGAACUGCUAGGUUGGCAGGCGCUGGGACCGAACGACGGGAGCGCACCCCGCCGCGGGGAUUCAAACCACCGACCAUGCGAUCGGCAAGUCCUAGGCGCUGAGGUUUUACCCACAGCACCACCCGCAUUACCCAAAGGUACCCAACUCCAUAUCCCUUAAUGACUUCUCUAAAUGGCUUCAUAUAGAUAUAAAUAACUUGGGGGACAAGAUGGAUCCCUGUGGUAUCCCCACAGCACAGCUGUUAUGGGGAAGAGCAGAAGUUUCAAUGCAGCCCUUUGAAAUUUAUCCUGCAGGUAGAAGCAGAGCUACCAUAACACCAUGCCUGUAGAGUUGGUCCAGCAUAACCCCCUACCCUGCAGCAUUGGUCCAGCAAGAUACCAUAGUCAGUGGUAUCAAAAGCUGAUUCAAAGUCCAAGAGAACCAACAGGGUCAUAAUAUUCCUGUCUCUGUCAUAAAGCUGCUCAUUCAUCAGGUUAACCAAGUCUGUUUUGGUUUCAAAGCCUUACCUGAAGCCAGACUGAAAUUGGUCUAAAUAAUUUGAUUCUUCUAAGAACACCUAAAGGUGGCCACUCCAGCACCUUGCCCAAGAAAGGGGGCAUUAGCAACAAGGCAUCCAGUCCCAAAGUAGUAAUGGGAUAUUAUGUGGUGGAGAUACCACCAUUUUCUAAUCACUGCUGCUUUCUGCCUGCCAGUGAAUAAGGUGGGAGGAGUGGCUAUUACUUUUACCUACUGAGGUUGGGUUUUAAAAAUUUUCCCACCCAUGGACUGCUAUGGUGGGGGUGGGAAUAACACUAGUUCCUGGGCUGGCAUAGUUUUGCCACCGUUUUUGGAGUAUUUCAUGAGAGUGAGAUUUUGUAGGAUUCUGUGGGUCAGGGUUUUGCCUGACAUACCCACAGAAUGUCUCCCUUUGUCCUUCACUGUGGAUGAUUGUUUCUGCCUGUGGAAUAGCAGUGGCAGUAGACAUCAUUUCUCUGCUCACUGAGAAGGUCUGGAGGAUCUGGACAGCUUUAUUGGGAGUUUAGGGUAUGUUCUGUUAGAAAGAUGCAGCUCUGAGCUCAGUGAAACUUUUAAGUAAAUAUGAAUUGGCUUGGGCUGAAGCUGUGGGUAGUGCAGUCCAAAAGAGUGCUCCUAGUGUAGCCUGUAAUUGCCACAUUUGUUGGUAUCUCUUCACUGAUAUACAUACCCCUUCAGUUACAAAUAGGCAGUCUGUUAGAGGGAUGUUUGUGUCAAGGUGAAUGAAAACAGCAACAAUCGGAAUUCUUUAAACCAAAAUUUAUUAGGGUAAUAGUCAGUGUUGGUUAUAUUCAGAGUAGACUCAUUGUAACUUAUGGACAAGUACAUUGAUUGCAUUGAGUCUGCUCUAAGUAAUAUUGGAUAUCACACUAACUUUAUUUCCUUAAAUAUUUAAGGAAUAUUUGGUCAUAAUUAGCAAUGUUGUGGCAGCAGAAAAAGUUCCUUCUUAGUCUUUAGGAUUCAUUUUAAUCAUUAUGUGGUCACUACUUGAAUCUUGGAGGGGAUCAUUAUGUCAGUACCUUAUAGCCUAAGAGGAAGAUAAAAAAUGCUUCAGUAGAUGUUCCAGUUGUAAAAAAAAAAACUUGAUUAUUAUUUAGGAAGAGGAUGUUAGUUCUUGAACUGCUAGUGUUCCGUUUUCCCUUUACAACCAUAGUCAUUUCUUACAAGGUAUAAUUACAACAUCAACAAAUGAAUGCAUAGUAUUAGAUACAAGCACUGAUGAAGUACUGGAACAUUGUGAUUGUGACAUUUUGCUGGUGUUGCCCUUUUUGGAACUGCUGGGCUUGAUGUUGCCACCUUUGCAUAAUCAACCUAUGUGUUGUAUGCAAAACUCUAACAUGAUGAAUGAAAAGAUAUAAAGAAGAUUAAAUGUUAGGACAGAAAAGCAUAUCAAAUUCCUGGGAACCACUAUUAAUUUUUUAUGCCUCAGGCUCCCUCUAACUAAAAUCCUUAGGUAUCAAUACUAGUUCUGUAUCCUUGGGUGAUCAGGCACUUGGCACUUUUACAGCCCUGGAUAAAUUAUUUUAAUAACAUGAGUAAUGUUUAAUAUCUGAGUACUGUUCCAAUUACAGUGGUACCUCAGGUUAAGUACUUAAUUCGUUCCGGAGGUCCGUUCUUAACCUGAAACUGUUCUUAACCUGAAGACCACUUUAGCUAAUGGGGCCUCCUGCUGCUGCCGUGCCGCCAGAGCACAAUUUCUGUUCUCAUCCUGAAGCAAAGUUCUUAACCUGAAGCACUAUUUCUGGGUUAGCGGAGUCUGUAACCUGAGGCGUAUGUAACCUGAAGCGUAUGUAACCCGAGGUACCACUGUUUACUACAUCUUUGGGCAGCACACAUACACACUUUUAUAUAGUGAUAUUUUUAAACAUGUUUCUAGUUGUUAUGGCUGCAAUGAUAACCUUGAAACUGUUUUAGCAGUGCCUUGUGAAAUCUUCCAACACAAGACCAAUUCUGUUGGUCAAGGAUGACACUGUGCAGCACUUUUUCAAUGAUUAGCACAAAGAAAAUAAAGUAUACUAAAUCAUCAGAUAUAAUCUAUUGUGCGUAGUUUAUCCUGACUGCAAGAAUUAGGUUACUGUGGUGCACAAUUAUUUCUGAAGUGUGCAUAUUUUUUUGCAGUAAGUAUCUGCUUGACAAUUCUACACAUAUACUCGGAAAUAAAUUCCAUUCAGUUCAAUCAGGCUUUCUCCUGGGUAUGUAUGUAUAGAAUUGCAGCAUAAAAAUGUUGUGAUACGGUUGGGAAGCACAAUUUAAAAUUUGACUGUACACCUCUUGAUGGAUUGCUUUUUCUUUUUUUAGGCGAAGACUACAGAAAUCUGGGAUCUUUGCAGAGUGGAAGAUUUUUUGCACUCAAGUUAUUCUGACCAUAUUUUAAAAAUAUUUUUGGGUUACUUUUUAAUUUAAGAAAAGGCAGCUCUUUAAAAUCAUGGCAGAUGUGGACCCAGAUACAUUGCUCGAGUGGCUGCAGAUGGGGCAAGGAGAUGAAAGAGACAUGCAACUAAUAGCUCUGGAGCAGUUAUGUAUGCUGCUUUUGAUGUCUGACAAUGUGGAUCGAUGCUUUGAAACGUAAGUAAAUUUUUAUUUUCAUAAUUUCAUUCAGGCUUACAUCUGCUGAUCAAUUUCAUCCACAUCAUGCUGAAAUACUGCUGUUUGAAUCUGUUAACUAGUGUUUCUAGGCAGACUUGAGCAAUCCAUUGACACCUGUAGUGAUCAUUAAAAGAAGUAAAAAAAAAAAAAAGAACAGCUGUAGCACUAUCUGUUUUAACAUCAGGUUUGUACUCUUGUUAAAGGCAUGUUUCUUCUGGAGGCAGCUGGACUAAUUUCCUUCUUGGGAGCUUGCUUGCUGCUUUUAGCAUGCGUGCAGAUCCUUGGGUAUAACAAAAACAUCUGCAUUACAGCUUUUGCUCUACUUCAUAUGGAUCUAUUGGGGGGCGGAAGAUAAUUUUAAUUAAGUGUGUUUCCAGAAAAGGUGACAGAAGCAAGAUCAUUUUUAAAAGAUCAAUUUUUCAUUUCAAGUUCUUCUAAUUCUUUAUGCUCUGAAAUAUUUAAGAUUAGUGUUCGGUUCAGUUACUGUUAACUUUAAAACUUAGCAGAGGGUUUCAGCUGUGCCCUGACUAAAUAACAAUUAUAAAAUGUUGCAGCUGUUAGCAGAAAUAGAUUUUAGUACUAACCUUAGAAAUUAUGGGUCAUAGUGGACAAGUUUGUUUUAUAGUGCUUAUACCAUAUCUUAAUGUUUUAAAACACGAUUCUCUUCUGAGAAGCUGAACUGAAAGUUAAUAAUUUUUAAGGUCUCUAAAUUGUGUCAGUUGCUGCGGAUGACUGGAAACAAUUAUUAAAUAAGAUACCUUUACUUAUCGAUACAUUAGGAAAGAACUGUGGAGAUUUAAUAAGGUGCCUUUUGUUUUUGAGAUUAAUAGGAUUUUUUCUUUCCUUCAAGAGCUUGUAAGAGUAAUUGUUAUUAGAACAAUAUUGCUUUAAAAGUGUCUUCUGAGCAGUAAACUGCUUUUUAUUAUGAACUAGAAAAGUUUCCCAGUUGUAAUGAAAUACAUCUGCCAAGAGUAAGUAAACCCCUUGUUGUGACCAGAGAGCUUAAGAAACCACAAAUUUUUAGGGGGGAAAUGGUAGCAUGAAUGCCUUGCCUGUUCUUGAGCCCCUGUGUCUAUUAGUUCUGGAACCAUAUUUUACCUAAAGUCAAGGAAAAUGGAACAUCUUUGCUAUUUGAAAGUAUGUUACUAUGACUGAGAGCCUUAAAACCACAAACUUAAAAUUAGCGAGAUGGACACUGCACUCUGGUCCUUAGUGGACUUAACUAGUUUAAAGACAACCACUUCGGUAUAUAGGUUAGAAAUUUGUUUGUAAAACUGUUGACUUUCAAAAAGCAUUUUACAGGUAGUGAUGUUCAUUUCAGUCUUUCUGUCCUGUUAAUAUUAGUUGGUAGUGUUAAGUCACCUUUCUGUGACUGUGAUUCAGGGAGCCUGAUCAUUAGUCAUCACAUUUUUUUCACAGUAACACUUCAGAAAGUUUUAAAUACUAUAUAUACUUUGAUGCAGUUACCACUGAAUUUUAAAAUGAUUGCUUCCGCCCUAUGUUUUUAGCUUUUUAUUUUAGCUGUAAGUAAGCAGCCUUGGGUCCCUGUGCGGGAAACCAUCAGGAUAUAAAAAAAUAUAAAUAAUAAAAAUAUCUAGUAUUAGUCAUACUUUGAAUAGACUUGGUGGGAGAAAUUCAUUGUAGCUCUAUGGCAAUUGUUCCAUCAGCAUCAGCAUUUCAGCUAGUUAGAAUGAUCCCCCUUCCUCCCCCCAGCACUAUUCUGGGGAUUCUUUUGACAUGCACCAAGCCAAUUUGGGGAGGAGGGGGGAAAUCCUUGUUAGAGGGACUUGUUAGUUGAAUAUCGCUCUGAGUUUUAACCACGGAGCUAGAAUUUAUAGUUGAAGUUGUGCAGAACCAUAGUAAAAUGGUUAUGGGUAACAUUGGUGCAUGGUGUUUCCUGUCUAUUUGCUACUCUGUUUGUAAAUUUCAGAAAUCUUUAAAUUUCCCUCUCUAUUAAAACUAAUUGUGACACUGGAUUCAUAAGAACUCAAGAGUUUUGGUUUUUGUUUUUGUUUUUUGUCUUUUUCUGUGGGGUAAAGUUAUUUAUCUUGUAAUUGUUUCAUGAUGUGUAUGUGUAUUUUUAACUUUGUUUUAAAGUAUAUUCCUUGCUAAAAUGAGCAGCCCUGCUCAGGCAUUGAAUUCUUUGUGUUCCUAGGCUUGUCUGCUUCUAUUUAUAUGUAUAUGUGAACAUGCAAUUUGCAUGUUUACCUACAGAAAAGGAGGGUGGAAUCUUUAAUCUGGAGACAGUUACACACAAUAGGGGUGAUUGCACCAGGUUAAUUCUAUUUUACCAAUGUUAAUAUGCUAUUGCUUGCUUGGAGUAAUUGGCAAGAACGGGAGGCAGUGGAAGACAGGAGUGCCUGGCGUGCUCUGGUCUAUGGAGUCACGAAGAGUCGGACACAACUAAACGACUAAACAACAACAACAAAUAAAUUUAAAAGUAAAUGUGAAUAAUAUAGUAUUUACUUAGGUUGAAUUGUGGACAGUGAGUAAAAUGGUUUUGCUGUUUGAGGCAACAAAUGCGGUGUUACAGAGUAGCAAGAUGGCUGGCUAGUCACUACAAGUUAUUACCCAGGUUACCUAGACUCAUGUUUCUUGAACAAAACUUUACAGUACUUAAAUUCUUCCUAUGGCAGCAAUGGAAAUGGACAGAAUGGAGAGUUGCCAUAUGUGGAGAGGGACAGGCUCUAGGGAUUCAGUAGGACUGCAGGUAGAAUAAAGAUUUAAUUUAUGGAAUUUCUAAACUUUCAGGUUCAUCCAGGUUGACUCAAACCUUCAGUGGUUUAGGGCCACUUUGCAUGAUUUUAUGCAAUAAGGUACUUAAUGCUUACUGCCUCUUCCAGGCAAAUUGGUUCCACUGUAUCUCCAGGCAUCUUCAAAACAUUCUGGGUGGUGCCUUGUGGCAGCUCAUGUAUGGGCUGUUCCGAAUGGUGGGCGGGCACAUACAAAACUCUGGAGAAGCCACCCUAUAGAGGAAGUACAAAAUAGUUCCAUGGAAGGUAUAUUGUGUGAAACAGCCUUUAGAAAGGUAGAAUGGUGAUGAUAGUGAAACAUAUUGCUGAUUAAUUUCAUAUUUUUUCAAUAUUAUGCCUCUUUUCUUAUCACAGUAGUAAUUUGGGCGAUUAUUUUGUACCUAUUUGAAUUGGAGUAUGUACAAAAAACUUGAUUCACUUAUCUUGCUGCCAUUUCAUUACAAAAUUUAAAGGCAUUUAGCUCCUUAACUUAUUUGAUCUUUUCCAAGUUCAGAGUUUUUAAAGAAAAAGGUUUUAUUGCUUUAGGCAAAGCAAUUUUCUGUGCGCAAUCAUUAUUGUGGAAUGAAAACUCAGAAUUGAGUAGACAAAUCUGAUUAUGGAGUGAACAUACAGAAUAACACAAACAUGCACUUCAUGUGUCAUAAUCGUAAUUUAUUUAGUGUUCUAGCAGUCCAGGAAGGAAUGUAGGAAAACUGCCUUAUACUGACUCAAACCAUUCAUCCUUGUGUCUCACUGCUGUCUACAUUGACUAGCAAGUGGUUAUCCAGGGUUCUUGCCCAGCCCCACCUGAAUGUAAGAUCCAUCUUGAGAGAUCCUACUCCAGCUGCCCCUGCCAAAUGCAGUUGAGUCCCUUUUAGUUCUGGUUAUAGAAUAGCCUUUCCAGGGAGUCUGGUACAAUUUUUGUAGUAUUUUAAGCACUGAGUGAAGAGCUUUCCAUUCACGUAGGGCUUUUACAUAUUUUUGUUAGGCUGUGCUUCAUUUUAAAUUCAUUUUCAUUUUAGGGGUGCAAGGUUCUUUUUUAAAAACCCCCAGUUGUAUAGUUUUACUCUUUAAUGGGUUUAUGGUUUCCAAUAUAGUUCAACUUUUUAAAAACUUACUUAUUGUAACUCACCUAGAGAACUUUGUUAAGUGGAGGCAAUGUCAUAAUAAAUACCAGAAAGUGCUGGGAUUGAACAUGGACCUUUUGCAUUCAAAGCAUGUAGGCUACUGUUCAGCUGUGGCACUCCCCCAAUAUUUAGUGCAUGACAAUAUCCAACACACACACACACACACACACACACACACACACACACAUUUGAUCUUGAACCUAUUAUUCAACCUAGGCAAGGAGGAGAACCGACCAUUAUCCUCAUUAUGGCAAGCCUUCAUGUACUCAAAGGUUUAUCAAGUUAGUAUGUCAUAUGUAUAAGAAGGUAUUAAUUUAACUAUCAGACAAAAGAACUGAAAUCUGUCAAAAUAUGUUUCAGAUGUGCAGAGUGGUCUCUAUUGUCAUUUGCUUGUAGCGGUUUUGUUACCUUGAAUUACUGGAUUUUGACUUUUAAUGGAGGUUUACUAUGUAACUGAAAUUAAAGCAUAGGUCCUGUGUAAGUUCAGAAAAAAAUACACAAAAAUAUUUUCACAUACAGGCUUUUAACUAGUUUAGAUUUCCUUUUCCAUUCCAGAUAUAGAUGGUGUGCUUAUAACCAGAAUAUAUGUCUACAGUUGUGGAUAUUGGUUAGGAUCCAAAGUUGUUAGUGUGAGUCAAAGGCAGUUAUGCACUUGCAGGAAGGUCCCUCCAAUUGUUAACUGUUCUGUUUUCAUUUUAUAGUCUCCUGUGCCACGAGUAUCUUACAGAGGGUCAGCCAACUAUUAGGAACAUUUUUUUGCAGAGGGAGACUCAGACAGUGGGCAAGUGUUCUGUUCAUGAAACUGAAAUUAGUAUUGAAGCCCAUAUCUGUGACCCCAGAACAGUUUGUAAUCAUUUUAUUUUGUCUAGAUGUUAAAUCUAGACAGUGGCUCAUAAAAUCUUUCAUAGAAUUGUAGAGUUGGAAGGGACCCUGAGACCCCCUGCAAUGGCGAAGAUCACAGAAAUGUAUAUGGAAAUGUGUAUGUUAGUGAUGAGUAAUCUGUCUCUUCUUGCAGAUGUCCCCCUCGUACCUUUUUGCCAGCACUGUGCAAAAUAUUCCUUGAUGAAAGUGCUCCUGACAAUGUAUUGGAGGUAACAGCUCGUGCUAUAACUUAUUAUUUGGAUGUGUCAGCGGAAUGCACUCGACGGAUUGUGGGAGUGGAUGGUGCUAUCAAAGCACUUUGUAAUCGUUUAGUAGUUGUUGAGCUUAACAACAGAACCAGCAGAGACUUGGCUGAGCAGUGUGUAAAGGUAUGGUGUAUUAAUUUUCUUUCGUUACAGAAAAUAAAGCUCCAUGAUAAGAAAAUGUUUUUAUAAUAGUUGUCCACUUACAAGACCAGGACAUAAUUGCUUUAAAUUUUGAUAUUUUAAGCAAAACAAUAAAACUUGUGCAAAAAUAUACCCUUAUCCCAAACAGUCUCAAGUAGAUGCCUUAGUGGACAAAUUGUCUUGAAAAGUGGGAAAUCUAAUUGCAUUUCCACAAUUGCUAUUAACAUUAUUUGUAAAAACCUGCGUGAGAUCCUGUUUGUGGAUCUUCUGCAACGUAUCUUGCUUGGUGCAUAGAUACAGUGGUACCUCGCAAGACGAAUGCCUUGCAAGACAAAAAACUCGCUAGACGAAAGGGUUUUUUGAGCUGCUUCGCAAGACGAUUUUCCCUAUGGGCUUGCUUCGCAAGACGGAAACGUCUUGCAAGUUUGUUUCCUUUUUCUUAACACCGUUAAUACAGUUGCGACUUGACUUCGAGGAGCAACUCAUAGAACGCGGUGUGGUAGCCUUUUUUGAGGUUUUUAAAGACUUUGGUGAGUUUUGAAGCUUUUCCAAAACUUUCCCGACACCGUGCUUCGCAAGACGAAAAAAAUCGUAAGACGACAAAAUUCGCGGAACGAAUUAAUUUCGUCUUGCGAGGCACCACUGUAUUUGAACCUUGAGACUGCUAAAGCCAUAUAUGACAUAGCCCGUUAAAACUCAUAUGUCUUAUCCAGUUACCUUAGGCUUGUGUAUCUUCCAGACACAAACUGCUUCUGAUGUUCUAAUAUUAGAUAUGCAUAACACUUUUUUAAACUGGGGCCCUGUUCAGUUGUUAGAAAACUGUAAAUGUGUAGGAGGUGCAUGCCUGUGUGCUCCAGUUCCGCCCCCCCCCUGCCCCCCCCUUGCCAAAUUGAGCUUCAAGGUCUGAAAAGAACUUGUAUGUGUGUCAGCACAGGGCUCCUGAUCAUGGAUUCAUGCAUGCUUAUAAACUCCCUUCAGAUCUUUCUGCUCAACAGAGUAAUGUUGGGGUGGAGGGGCAGGGCCAGCAUACACAUCCCCAAAUCUGUUACAUGUUUAUAGCUUUUUUGGCACCAUGAGAGGUGUAAUGCAUUCAUACUGACAAUUUUGAUCAAUAAUAUUUUUAAAUAAAAAGUGAGAAUUGAAUUGGAAAGAAUGUAUGCUUUGUUGUAUGAUUGUCUGUGUAAUUCCAUUUUCAUUCUAGGUGUUGGAACUCAUCUGUACCCGUGAAUCAGGCGCUGUGUUUGAAGCAGGGGGGCUGAACUGUGUGUUGACAUUUAUUCGUGACAGUGGGCACCUGGUUCAUAAAGAUACAUUGCAUUCUGCUAUGGCUGUAGUGUCCAGACUCUGUGGAAAAAUGGAACCUCAGGAUUCCUCAUUAGAGAUUUGUGUUGAAUCCCUCUCGAGUCUGUUAAAACAUGAAGACCAUCAGGUAAACAAUUUAGAAUAUGUAUUUGAAAGCACUGUAAAUAGGUUACUCCAGAAUUGAGAACUGUAUAACAAAUAUUACAAAGAAUUUAGUUCAUAUUGCCAGCACUGGCUAGUGCAAGUAAACAGUUGUAUGGUCGUAGGAUGUAUGGUAGUAGGAUUAAUUUCAAUUAGCAUGAAAUCCUUGGCUCUAAUGUAACUUUAAUUUUUUAUUCCUAUGGGGAAUUAGAGGGAUUGCAGUUGGCUUUUUUAUGGAAACGGGAAGGGAAAAAAUGUUCUUUUUUACAUGUGCAAGUUAUAUUUUACUCAUGGUGAUCAGUAAACAGUGAUCUGGUUACACUUUGUGCUUUAAUUUAAUUUAAUUUAAGAGUGAAAUGAAAGCCAAAGAGUUUCCUCCAUAACUGCAAACUUUUGCACAAAUGAAAGCUUUGGGACUGCCAUAGAACCUGCCUAAUUUUUAUGCAAACUCUUGCACAAGCUUUUGUGGAAGUAUUUAUGGAAAAGCACUAGCUGCUGUUUAUUCUUAAGAUAGUGCACAUGGUAUCUCCUCCCCAUUUUAUCUUCACAUAAAUCCUGGGAGGUAGAAGAGAAAGUGAUGUCAAAGGUCACCAGUGAGCUUUGUGGCUGAAUGUAGAUUUGACCCUGGGUCUCCGGGGUCUUAGUCUGAUACUUUUAACCACUAUACCACAGUAACUCUCUAAUGAGGAUUUGUGGUAUUCUUUCUUAGGUGCUAGGAUUUGCACUUGAACAGUUGUGUGGAUGCUGUUUGGGUCAGAGAUUAUUCAUCCCACACAUAUCUGUAACGUAAUGCUGUGUCUCAUUUCCCCAAUUACAAUCCCUAUGUAGAACUUGCAUUAGAAAAUGACUGUUGUCGUAAAAGAAAUCAUUCAUAGCUAAGAAAGUAUAGAAGCUGUGGAUUGAUAUGAAACAGUGUUCUUGUAUAAUUUACUAAAUGUCAAUAUUGAUGCUUUUAUUUUAAAUUUGCUGUCUUUCAAAUCUUGGUCUGUGUGAUACUUUUUAACCAUAUGAUUUGUUCCUUCAGGUUUCAGAUGGUGCACUGCGUUGUUUUGCUUCGUUAGCUGACCGAUUUACACGCCGUGGAGUUGAUCCAGCGCCAUUAGCCAAACAUGGGCUAACUGAGGAGCUAUUAUCUCGAAUGGCUGCAGCAGGUGGCACAGCUUCAGGACCAUCUUCAGCCUGUAAACCUGGCCGGAGUAGCACAGGAGCACCAUCUGCAACUGCAGAUUCCAAAUUAAGUAACCAGGUGUCAACUAUUGUAAGCCUGUUAUCAACACUCUGCAGAGGAUCUCCAGUAGUAACACAUGUAAGAAUUUCUUUGUUAAAUAUCUAUUUUAUUAAAAAUUAAGCUUUACUUCUUGGCAGAUAUUGUAUGUAUGUUCUUUGUUUCUUUAAUUUUCUGUCAUCAUCAUAAAUAAGAAUAAAUUUGUGUAGACCUUUGUUUAUUUCACAUUCUAAAAUCCUUAAAAUGUUAAUUGUUACUGCUACAUUUGAACUUUGCUUAUACUCCCUCAGCUCCUUUGGGAGGAAGGAUGGAAUGUAAAUUGAAAUAAUAAUAAUAAUAAUAAAUAAUAAAUUUAGUUUUUUUAUAUGGAGAUGCAAUCCCUUUCUCAUUGGAUUUUCUAAAGUCCUGUAUAUUUUUAUUGUUCAGACUUUUAAUUAUUUCCAGGAUCUCCUAAGAUCUGAGCUUCCAGAUUCUAUAGAGAGUGCAUUGCAGGGUGAUGAAAGAUGUGUACUUGAUACCAUGCGUUUGGUAGAUCUUCUUUUGGUGCUACUGUUUGAAGGACGGAAAGCCUUGCCAAAGUCUAGUGCUGGAUCUACAGGCAGAAUCCCAGGAUUGCGUAGACUUGAUAGUACUGGAGACCGUUCCCAUCGGCAGCUGAUAGAUUGCAUCCGCAGCAAAGAUACCGAUGCCCUAAUAGAUGCUAUUGACACAGGUGGUAAGCAAAUGACCUUUAUUUGACAUUGUAAUUUCUAGUUUGCUUCUUAAUGUUUAUCUCUAUAAUGGAUGGGCUCUAAGAAUAAUAUUUUUGUUGAAAAUUAUUUUUAGCUUGUUUGAUAUGCAGGGUAGAAUACUGAGACUUAACAUUUUGUUUUCAUUUAUAUCGUUGCAAACAUAUAAUGACACUUUCUUUUCCACUUCUCUAGCUUUUGAAGCAAAUUUUAUGGAUGAUGUAGGACAAACUCUCUUAAACUGGUCCUCUGCUUUUGGAACUCAGGAAAUGGUAAACAAGGAAAAGAAACAUUAUUUUGAUUUUCUGCAUAAAGGAAAUGAUGCAAGUAAAAAUAAACUGUUGCUCAUCUGUAAACAGGUUGAAUUUCUCUGUGAACGAGGUGCUGAUGUUAAUAGGGGUCAGCGGUCAUCAUCCUUACAUUAUGCAGCAUGUUUUGGAAGACCUCAGGUAGCAAAGGUGAUUUUUAAAUAUUUAUCUUUUCUAUCAUAACAAAUCAUUCCAUCGCUUAUCAGCAUUUAGACAGCUGAAGUAUGUGUUUUUUAAAAGUGUCCUGUCCCUUAAUACUUCAUGUUUGGCAUAUGCGAUUUUUAUUUUUUGGAAACACAUUUAUUUAGUGUGUGUUUGUGCCCUUGGCAAAUAUGAAAGUUGUGCAAAACUCUUCACAAAAACAUAACAAUGUAACAUGUCUCACCAUCUCAAUAGCUGCCUUCAGACAACCCUCAGUGUUCUGGAUUAUUUUGCGCAAGAGCAGUGUAUAUGUCCUCCUUCCUUCUGUAAAGCAUUCCUUAGUUUUUGAAACAAAAACCAGUUUGCUAUGAUGAAAUCAGAAACCAAUUUAUAUUGUCUCGUAGAACAUCUCCCCUUCCACCACUGUUCCCCAUCCACACAAAAUCAAAAACAUUAACCAUUUGGUUCUUACAUUCUCCAGAGAAUGUAACCAUUUGCUGAACCAGCAAAUUAGUAGGAGUGCUUACUCCAAACUAGAAUCAGUUCUGGUUUGGAGCAAUAAUUCAAACUGUAGCCAGCUGGUUUAGAUAUCACAACAUAUUGUGACUUGAUUCAAAUAGUAAGUAAGGGAUGGUGCCCUUUAGGAGAGGGAGGGAGGAAGUCAUUAAUCUGUUCUGUGCAUAGUCAGAGGAACCUAAAUUGUACCAUUGACAUACUGAGUAGCUUUUUUAUUCCAGUAAUAAUAACUUGCUUUUAGACUCUCUUGCGACAUGGUGCCAAUCCAGAUUUGAGAGAUGAAGAUGGAAAGACUCCUUUGGACAAAGCUCGUGAAAGAGGGCACAGUGAAGUAGUGGCUAUUCUUCAAUCUCCAGGUUAGUGUAAAAAGAUUCCAGGAAGUUUUUGUCAAAGUAAAGCAAUGGUUGAAUUUAAGUUGAAUUUAAUAAGGUAGAAUUCAAUCUGUGCCAUAAGAUAGCGAUUUUUUUAAAAAAAAUAUACUGCUGAAAUAUUAUCAGUUUGAUUAUUUAUUAUCAGUUUUCUUGAAAUAGACUGCAUUCAGCCAUAAGCUCACUGUUGCCCUGUUUCAAAACAAAUGGAACUAGUAUAAGAGAUGGUUUUUUCACGUAGCUAUGACAGCCGAAUGUCCAGAAAAAAAUGCCAUAAUAGUCUGUGGCAUAAUAUUUUUGUGGGGGUUAGAACAGAAGAGUAACAACAGCCUGACAUGGCAGUGUCUUGUCUCACUUCUUUCUGAAGCUUUGCAUGCAGCUAUCAACUAUGGUAUGAGCAGGCCAACUGAAAUCCUGCUGUAGGCGCAAGCACACAAAAACAAAACAUUUUAGGUGGUGGAUGAGAAGGAGAAUGGGUUGGGUUACAACCCUCUUCACGUGACAGAGGCAGGAAGGCAAGGGUUUUUCUUUAAGAUUCUUUGUACUUCUGUAAAACUUGGGAUUCCUCCAGAGUCUGCCAAUACCUCUGUCUUUGCAUGGACACUGCCUUUUCAGCUAUAUAACCAUGUGCACUCUUCCCCAGAGAUAGGAAAUAGAAUAUAAGAUGUAGAUCUAAUACUAGACAAAUCUAUAGUAGUCUAUUGUGGAGAUUCUUAUCCUAGUCUGUAUCUGCAUUGGAAAGGAAAUUGUUUAUAUGUGGUUUCUUUAAAACAAUUUUGAAACUCAUAACAGUGUUAAUAGUGGUCUACAAUUAUAGGUGACUGGAUGUGUCCAGUUAACAAAGGCGAUGAAAAGAAAAAGAAAGAUUCAAACAAAGAUGAAGAAGAAUCAAAUGAGCCCAGAGGUGAUCCAGAAAUGGCACCAAUAUAUUUGAAAAGACUGCUGCCUGUGUUUGCUCAAACUUUUCAACAAACUAUGCUGCCUUCAAUAAGGUACAAAGGGGAAAGGGCUGUGUGUACAUGUGGAGAUUCACAUGCUAUAUUGUGUGGCUAGAAUACUUUCAAGGAUCUGGAUUUUCAAGAAUGACCAAGCCAAAAGCAAAGCAAAAUCUGGAUGAUUUAUAUAUGGUGGUAUGUUGAAUGGAAUUCGAAAAACGCAAAUCAGCAAUGACCCAACUCCAAGUCCAGCUUGUAGCUUGGCCAGAGUCAGAAUAUUUUGUUACCUGAUGAUAACAAUAGACAGCAUGUAAAGUGGGUAGCAAUUCAAUGCAUUUACCAAUAUGUUGUGCUCUUCUAAGUAUGUAUGUUUCCCGUUUCAUUCUUUAAAAUAUUACUUCUCUCUCUUUCUAAAAGGAAAGCAAGUCUUGCUCUCAUUAGAAAAAUGAUUCAUUUUUGUUCUGAAGCUCUUCUAAAAGAGGUUUGUGAUUCUGAUGCUGGGCAUAAUUUGCCUACUGUUCUGGUAGAGAUCACUGCUACUGUUCUAGAUCAAGAGGUAAUUGUUAUCUUUCUAUUUCUUUUCUUUUCUAAUGACAUCAGUUUAGUUUUUAUGUGUGGUGGAGCAUUGAAAUGCUUAGUUCAGGAAGUUACUGGAAGUUUAAGAACAAAUUAGAUGUGCCUCUGAAUAGAUUAGAUUAAGUGGAUUCAAUAUAAGAAGCAAAGAGAUUGAUUGUGAUGCUUCGUAUAGAAAUAUCCCAUUGGAAUUGGGAUUGAUUGUGAUUCCCUGUUGGGUGUACAGUAGGUUUGUUAAUCUGUGAAAUGGCCCUACAUUUCUUGUCUCAGGAAGGAUUACUUCUCAAAAAUUAGACUUAACACUUUCCUGCAGUGGUAUGGCCAUGAGUGAUUGCCUUUCUGUUGGGAGUGGUGGGUGUUAUAAUGUAAUAAAUGUUUAACUGUACAUCAAGAUAUACAGUGAAUUACUGUACAUCCCAAUUAAUUUACUUCUGUGCAACUUUUACAGGAUGACGAUGAUGGCCACUUGCUAGCAUUACAGAUUAUAAGAGAUUUGGUUGAUAAAGGAGGUGACCUGUUCUUGGAUCAGCUCGCUAGGCUUGGUGUGAUAAGUAAAGUUUCAACUUUGGCAGGACCAACCUCUGACGAUGAGAAUGAAGAAGAAUCUAAACCAGAGAAAGUAAGUACGCAAUAUUUGAAUAUUGUCCCAACUGCUGUCUGGGAUGCCUUAAUGUGAAUAAAUAUCAGUGAAAAGUACAUUAAAUUCUAGUAAUGGGUUGCUGGACCUAAUGUGUUAACACUCAUUUAAGAAACCUUUUUGGUGCUGCAGUCUGUUGCCUUCUGCUUGGAUAGGAGAGAAAAGGGCAAACUUGUCUUGUGUCUCUAGUAUGCUUUUAAGAUACAGUGGUAUCUCGGGUUACAUACACUUCAGGUUACAGACUCCGCUAACCCAGACAUAGUGCUUCAGGUUAAGAACUUUGCUUCAGGAUGAGAACAGAUGAAAUCGUGCUCUGGCGGCGCGGCGGCAGCAGGAGGCCCCAUUAGCUAAAGUGGUGCUUCAGGUUAAGAACAGUUUCAGGUUAAGAACAGACCUCCGGAACGAAUUAAGUAACGUAACCAGAGGUACCACUGUACCAGUUUUUAAGUGUCUUUCUGUAUAUUAUAUUCAGACAGUGUCUGCUGAAAUUCUAAGUGUUUAUGUAAGAAUGUAGCCUGCAGUAUACUUGUUGUGUUUUACAAUUUAUUCCUUAAGGAAUUCCACAGCCAAUGAAUUUAAACUAUCUUGCUUUACAGGAAGACGAACCUCAAGAAGAUGCUAAAGAGUUGCAGCAGGGUAAACCCUAUCACUGGAGAGACUGGUCAAUCAUUAGGGGAAGAGACUGCUUGUAUAUUUGGAGUGAUUCUGCAGCUUUGGAGCUAUCAAAUGGUAGCAAUGGCUGGUUCAGAUUUAUACUGGAUGGGAAGCUAGCUACAAUGUAUUCCAGUGGCAGCCCUGAAGGAGGAUCUGAUAGUUCAGGUACAAUGUUGUUCUCAACUAAUACUUUAAAGAUAUCAUAAGAAUCUUACAUUUUAUAUAUUUGAUUUUGAGACAUUCUUUUUUACAGGAAUUGGCUCACUAAAUAGUAAAGGAUGUAAACAGGUGGAAGGUGGUCAGUUUAUUGUGAUGCUUUUGUCAACUAGCAUGUGACAGCAACUGACUUCUUUGUAACUGUGUUCAGUGAACAUCUUAGCUUCAUUCUGUCUUCAUUUCUUUCCAUGCAUACUAAUAUUAGUCAAACAGUAAUUAAAAGGCAAUAUUUAGUGGUAAUCCACUGCAUUUCAGGUAAAGCAAGUUGGAAUGAUGAUGACGUGGCUUGCAACUUGCUAGCAGAAUGAAAUUGCAUGUGUGUGAAAAGUGGUGCAAAGUUUCUCAUCAGGUGGAUCAGAACUGAGAAACUGAAAGACAUUGAGCUAGAAGUUUCACAUUGUACUUAAGCUAUCUGUAGCUCUUAAACAUAGUUGAUACUGCUUGCUGCCCCCUUUUCACUGCCAUGAGUGCAGUGAAUUGUAGGAUUGCUUUAUUCCGUUGAACAAUUGCUGUAAUAGAUCUUCUGAUUCAAAUUCUCAGGAAAUUGCUUUUUCCAGUAGUGUGAGGCUACAGGCUGGUUCUGAUGCUUUGGUCAAAGCUUUUCUGUUCAGUUCUUAAACUCUACUUAUUCAUAAAAUAGCUUUUUAAUUAUCUCAUGCUAAUUUUAUCAGUUUUUAGAUUUGGGGUGAUAGAAUUUAAAGCUAUAGCAACAUAAGGCUUAUAGCAACAUAACUUGGCAGUAUAAUUUUCAGCUAAUUUCCUGAUCUGCAGGGAUCAUGUAAAUGCAAAGCCAGCUAUCUCUGCUUUCAUAUCCACUUUUUGACACCUUAUCAGUUGUAAUGGAUAUUUCAUUUAUAAUGGACACCUGUUUUUAAUGCUGGACUAUAGAGACCUGGUAAAGUAGUAGGCUGGCUACAUGAGUUUCUGAGAUUUGGGCCUAAGGACAAUGGAAUAGGAGCCAGAGAUAGGACCCAGCCAGACUAGCUGACCAUUUGCCCAUGCAAAUCCCAUAUCUACUGCAAGGGUUUAAUAGUCCUUCAGGUCAAGCCAAUCAGCUGGCUGCUUAGGGAGCGGCCUCAGAACCUAAAAAGAGUUCCUAGCCGCCUUCCCCUGGGAACCUUUUUUUUUUUUUUUUUUUUUUUUGGUCACACUGCGUGGCUUAACACAAGGCACAGUAGAACUCUUGAUUUGAAGGUUCCCAGUUACUUGUGACAAAAACACUUGUAGUCAGAGAUUAUAUCAUUCUUGUGAAUAUCCUAGGUCAGGCAUGGCCAAACUUGGCCCUCCAGCUGUUUUGAGACUACAAUUCCCAUCAUCCCUGACCACUGGUCCUGUUAGCUAGGGAUGAUGAGAGUUGUAGUCCUAAAACAGCUAGAAGGCCAGGUUUGGCCAUGCCUGUCCUAGGUGAUGAAUUACUUGUCUGUCUACAAAAGAAAACAGGCAGCCAAAAAGUAAAGGAGUGAGUUAUACAUAUUUGGGAGACUGCCCUGGUCCACAGAAGUAUAGAAGCUUGUAAACUUAAAGGUCAAUCCCCUCUACCUGCUCAGAAAAAUACUGUGAACUUCCAGGGUGGAGAGCAUUGAGUGAGAAUGGGGAACUAUAGUAGGUAAUCUUAUUGUCUGGAAAGGGAACUUAUGAGUUAACAUUGAAUGCCUAAGAUUGUUCUUUUUACAUUUUUGUGAGGGAUGGAGGAUGACAAGCUGUGCUGGCAUUACAUAUGUGAUUUUGCAUUUCUGCAUAGUGCCAUUGUUAUAAUGGAAACCUCAGCAGUUGUAUAUGGUCAUUGUGCAUAUGAAAGCACAACUUGAAAUAAGCAGGGCUUCCAUGAAAGUCUAACCGGUUCUUGAGGUGAUGGUAUGAGGCCAUAUGAACCAGCCCUAAAUGUCUACUUAAGGUACUUUGGACGUGACCAUAUAGCAAAACUCAACUUCUUUAGCUGUCAGUAGUGUCUGCCCAAUCAACAUGGGUAAUGUGUAUUUUAUCAUUUAGACAUUGUAAUGAAUUUUAUUUUCAAAGAAAGAUAAAUUUAAAAUGUAGUAGUAAAUACAUAAACGUAAAAUGUAUUUAUAUGUUACGCAGUUAUGUACAACAAACAACACUGACAUCUUUGCUAUUAAAGCAGUUAAUUACAGUUCCCAGAAUUCCAUACUACAACUCUGCAUUUGGUUUUCUUUUCCUAUUAAAUCAGUUCUUUUUUCUUUAGUUCCAAAAUUUGGAUGCUUCCAUUCUCCAUCAAAUCUGAGGUUUUUUCCCCUAGAUGCAUUUCUUUUAGUAGAAAUGGAUUUUAACAACUAGCUCAGUUUAUUCAGUUUGUUUAUAUUUAAUCAUUAUGUAAUAUAAUGAUUUCCAAAACAUAAAAGUUUCACCAUUGGCCAGUAGACAUUUUCUGUUGUCCUAUAUUGUGAUAUUGAGGCCGGUGAGAAAUACCUAUCCUGAGAACUUGAAUCUACAACAUAAAUUUGCAUUGAAUGCCCACCCAUUUUGCUUCAUGGAAACUAAACUAUUACUUUCUGAUAGUUAAAAAUCAAAUACUAGUUAGCCUUUACUUCUUUUUGUGUGUUUUUUUUAAACAGAAAGUCGAAGUGAAUUUUUAGAGAAGUUACAGAGAGCCCGAAGCCAGGUGAAACCAUCCACAACAAGCCAGCCAAUUUUAUCUGUCCCCGGCCCAGCUAAACUCACAGUGGGGAAUUGGUCUCUUACGUGUCUAAAGGAAGGAGAAAUUGCUAUUCACAAUUCAGAUGGUCAGCAAGCUACAAUAUUAAAAGAAGAUCUUCCAGGUUUUGUUUUUGAGUCCAAUAGAGGAACUAAACAUUCAUUUGCUGCUGAAACCUCUUUAGGUGAGUAUGUAGAUAAGAGUAAUAAGGUAAUCGCAUGUAUAUAUCUGCAGUGGCCCAGUCAGAAAUUACAUUCUUUUUUUAAUAAAUCUGGUUUGAAGGGAACACUUAAGCCAUAAUUUCCUGGUUUGGAUGCCCUGGCCAUCUGGCCAGUACUAUGGAAUUUACAGCUCCAAGAAGUAAUGAUGGUGUCCAACUAGAACGGUUUUAAAAGAGAAUUAUACUUAUGACUCCAAAUCCAGAUUAUACUUUCUAUGGGGGAUAAGGCUAUCAAUGGCUAUGUCCUGCCUCCACCAUCAGAGGCAAUAUGACUCUGUAUACCGAUUACUGGGAAACCCAAAUGGGGAGUGUUUUCUUUUGGGGCUUCAAUAGACAACUAGUUGGCCACUUCAGGAACAGGAUGCUAGACUAGAUGUGCCAUUAGCCUGAUCCAGUAGAUGGUUCUUGUCUUCUUAAACUGGUUUAACAGACCAGGGAAAUCUUACAUUAAACAAGCUUGCAAGGGUAGAGGGGAGAAGAUACACAUGGGGUCACAGUGUAUUCCUGAUACAGCAAACUGUGAUAUGUUAGACUAGGAUUGUAAUGUCUAAACUGCCAGUGUAGGGGUAACACCAUCACCAUCAUUUUUAUUUCCCACCUGUUGCCAGAAGGUGGGUUACAACAAUAUAAAAUACAGCAUUUAAAACAGUGUGAAACAAAUUGCAAUCAUAGCUGGAAUGGAUCGUAAAAAUAUAUCUAAAGUGUCAAAGCCAGGUUAAAGAGAGAUGUUUUCAGCAUACAAUGAAGUUGCCAGAUGCACCUCUGUGAAGAGGGAAUUCCAUAACUUUAGGGGUUCCAGAGAGAAUGCCUUCUUCAGACCCUACCUCUGAGUGUGAUGGAACUACCAAGAAGGCCCUCUCUGCUGAUCUGAAAACAGGAGAGGGGUUGUAGGCAAGGAGGCAAUCAAUCAUUCAGUUAUUUUGGGACCUAAGUCGUAUAGGACUUUAAACAGUAGUGUGAGCACCUUGAAUUGGGCACAGAAAUGAACUGGCAACAUAAUAUCCUGUCAUCUGGAUAUUUUGCAGGAUCAGAAUUUGUGACUGGUUGGACUGGCAAAAGGGGAAGAAAGGCAAAAUCAAAGUCGGAAAAAACCAAACAAAAGGUUAGUAUGUUUUAAAAACAUUUUAAUGGAGAAUUUGGAUUUCAGUUUGUUACUUUCUGUAUUGCUUCUUGUACAUGCUAGUUGCUGGCUUGAGGUGGUUUAGAUACUUAGCCUAUCUGUGUUUAAAAAGCAUAUAAAUUCUCACUUCUGUGAUGAGAUUUGUAAAGGAUUUGUUAGAGCAGUGGUGAGGAACUUUUAGCCCAGUUAGGUUCACCAGGCCUCCCCUUCAGCCAAGCCUACUUGCCCUACACCUGCAGAGCAGAUUUUGAGGCAGAUGGGCGAGUUCUGUUGUGUGAGUAGUACUGCACUCAUGCAACAUUGGAUCAAAACUUGUUUUUCCACUUGCAUCAGCAUUUAGAGUGACUCACUUGAAAUCUAAAGUCCAUUCAAAAAUGCAUUAAUACAUUAGUAUUAAUUGAGGUCAGCCUCAAUAAGCAACAGAUUACAGAAGAUAUCACCAAGAAUUAUAGUUCCUCAAAGACCUUUGUUUCCAACCCCCCAAAAAAAGAUUUUCAGAGAUGUAUUGUCCCCCUCUGCUGAUGAGAGGCUCUUUCAUCCAGUAGAAUUUUCCAUUAGUGGAAAGUGAGGGGGAGAGGAGGUUAUUCCCCUCUCCCUCUGCAGCCCACCUCCCUGCACUCUGCCAUCAGAUCAACAGGGCAGGGGGACCCUUUGGAACAGUGUGGUGGCGGUGGCAGCAGCAGCAGCAGCAGCAGCAAGGGACUGCAAGAGAAAGGGGGAAUUUGUGAAAAAAAAUCACCCCCCCUUUAAACUCCCAGAAGCCUCUACUGAAUCAUAGAGCCCUCUGUUAUUGGGAGGGACACAGCUGACUGCAUCUCCCAGUGAAUGAAGGUGCCUUUCAGACAUCCUUGGGAAGACUGGGGGCAGGGAGGCAACAUGAAAAAAAAGUGUGUUCUAAAAACUCUUGAAUAAGUCAUCACCUGGAGCAAGACUUCAGAAGAUGGCUUGAACAGAUGGAUAAAGUUCAUUUGGGAGUCCUUCAAGCAGAUUGUUUAUGACUUUAUGGUAUGGUACAAAGGUAGCAUUUUGGAUUGGGUCUGAAAAUAAGUUGGGGAAAUGCACUUCUUAAAAACACAUCAAUUCUGUAGCCAUAACAUUUAGCAGGCAGCCAUGAGCAAAGUCCCCAAUGGACUUUGGUUUAACAAACCAAAAUUAAUAGGGUUAUUAGGAGAAAUGUAACUGACAUCCUGACUUGUGGGUGCGGGGGAUAGUUCAGUGCUAGAGCCCAUGUUUUGUAGAUAAAGGUUUCCAGAUUCCAUCUUUGGCAGCUCCAUUUACAAAAGCAUUUCAAAUGGUAAAGCUGAAAACAAUCUUGGCUAUCAUUGUAGACAAAAUCAUACAAAGCAUUCUGACUCAAUUGUAAGUUUCUUAUGUACUGUCAUUCCAAGUGAAGCUGAUCCAAGGUUGGCAUUCAUAAAUAUCAAGAAAAUAUUUCAUUUGGUUUGAAAUUGUAAAUUCAUCCUGAUUUCUUAAAUGAUGCUCAGGUACGAACUAUGGCAAGAGACUUGUACGAUGACCAUUUCAAAGCUGUUGAAAGUAUGCCUAGAGGUGUAGUUGUAACACUGAGGAACAUAGCAACACAAUUAGAAUCUUCAUGGGAGCUCCAUACAAAUAGGCAGGUAAGUAUCAUUGAGUAAAUUGCAGUGGUAAGCAUAAUUUGCUGCUGUUGUUAAUGUUGACUUGAUUCAGACAUAAAAAUUAAUCCAUCUGUCUUCGUCUGAUGGUAUUGGCAGAUUCUCAAAGUGAGUUUAGUAUUUCCAGGUUACUUUUAACUUGGGCUGUUGACAGCUGCUCAUAAUACUAAGCCCAGGUCAAAGUGGGCCACAGGAAUUUGCAUAUGAAAUAGGGUGAGUGGCAGAUAAGAGCAGCCUGAUCUGGAAAUGGUAGUUUUAAAUCUGCACCAUGCUGUGUGAAGUGUACUGCUUACUGUGUGUAUGCAGUACUUUUUGGUGAAGUUCUUGUUUCCGCAGUUAGACUGCUGUUGUGUAAUACCAUAAAGUGAAUGGAGCCACUAUUAUCUGAUUUUCUUUUUCAGUUUAUUGAGGGAGAAAACACUUGGCGAGAUUUAAUGAAAACUGCUCUGGAAAACUUAAUUGUCCUUCUGAAGGAUGAAAAUACUAUUUCACCAUAUGAAAUGUGCAGCAGUGGCUUGGUGCAGGCUCUUCUUACUGUUUUGAAUAAUGUAAGUUUUAUUGCAGCUGAUCUUAGACCAGUUAACUUCAUCUUUCAGCCUAACUUAACCUCGUGAGGUUGUUGUGAGGAUGAAGGAAGGAUAACUGUGUAUGUCACCUGAGCUUUGGGGGGCGGGGCAGGUGGAGAGUGCAGUGAAACUGUAUUAAUCACAGUUAAUGUAAAAGGUUUUGAAUUUUCUUAAGGAAUAUCUACAGUGUAGUCUAUUAGCUGUGAGAAAUGAUUUCACUUAAACUUAACCUAAAAAAGAACAGGGGUCAAGAGACAUGAAGCUCUGUUUGCACCAGCACUGUUAACCUAGUGCUGCUCUAGUGGUCUAACCAUGCUUUGGACAGACAGUGCUGCCCAUAAAACAAAGGAGAGUUUUCAGAGGGAAGAUGCAGCCUGGCAAUCAGACUAUAAACACUUGUUUUAUUUUCAUUAAAUCACAUAGCAAAUAUCAGAAGAGGUGAAGGAGGAGGAGAUUUUAAAAAUGCUGGGAAUGGUGCUGUUAGGAUAGGUGGGUGUUGUUAAUACUUGCUGUUUCUCUGCCCUCAACAGGGCUGCACAUUUAUUUCUCGUUGCAAGAGCUGAGCAGUUCAAGUUGAUGGUCUUUGGAGCAACAGGAGACUGUCACUCCCAGUCACAAUUUUUAUUACAAACUUCAGUGCAUUCCAGAAUGAGAUACUUGUAUUUCUGAAGCAAAAAAUAAUUAAUUUUUGUUCUUCCUCAAAACUUGUGUGAUUUAUGCAUCUGACUUCUCCCCCUUUCUCAUUGUCACUUCGGCAGGCAGUGCUUGAGAAGUUGGUUUUCUCCUUACGUAAUGGGUUAAGUUAGCCAAAAUGGCCUAAUCCCAAAUUUUGAGCAGCCAUUCUUUUAACAAUUCCCUCUUUUUCAUUUAGAAUGUGGAUUUUGAUUUGAAACAAGAUUGUAGUCAGCUAGUGGAAAGAAUAAAUGUAUUCAAAACAGCUUUCAGUGAAAAUGAAGAUGAUGAAAGGUAAUUUUGUUGUUCCUGACCUUAUGAAAAAUAAUGUGUGCACACAACUAUUUUUUAUACUCGGCUUUCAAUAGUAAAAGGCAUAUUGGUCUUGGACUAGAACAUAACUUGCUGCUUUUUGUAUUGAAAUUGCCCGAUGUUUAUCGCAUCAGUGUUGCUUUGCAGUUGUAGAUCCCAUUUAAACAGAGUGUUGCCCAUAUAUUUAGUUAUUGAAUAAUGCAUAUACUGUACUGUGUUUCGGCUCUCAUAAGGCCCCCAAGAUAAUUUGCCAGAAUAACAACACAAUAAUGUUACAAUAAAAAAUGAGAGUGGUAAAACCACAUUGCAGUAAUCUAACCUAGUAGAGAUGUAAGGUAUGUGUAACUAUGGCCAGAUCUCCUUAUCUCAGAUUCUCCAAGCAGUAUUUUAUAAUUAAAAAUAGCUUUGAGCUUUGAUAUGUAGUACAAAGCAUUUUAAACAUAGCUUAAGAUGAUCUAAAAAAAAUUAAAGUGUUGACGUUUGAUGAAUCAAUGCACCUGGCUUUGAUUCAGAUAUAUGCCAAAUCAUGCAUUAUUGCUGUGAUAACAAGCAAGCAUGAACAGGAAGUUCUACCUUUUCCGUGCACAGCAUAUAAUAUUGUUAGUAACAAACAGCAGUUUCUACUAUGAGGGUAUAAUGAGAAAUGAUGGUUUGUUACAAAUUUUGUUGGUUUACAUUUUCUCCCAGUUGUGUGGUGGGAGCCCAGAAGUCUGAGGCUUGUGCUUACUUGUUCUCAUAAUGGCAAACCAUUGCAAUAUCUAUGUUUUAUAUAUUGUUGGAUCAUGUUUAUUGUUGCAAGCUGGCUUGAGUUCUGUUUUUAAAUAGGCAGAGUUUAGGUUUUAAAGAUAGCUUGUCAUCGCUACAACAUUUUGAAGUUGUAAUUGUACUCUGAAGUUUUCAUAACUUCUGUUCAUUUUUCAAAGCCCUUUGUAUUAUAGACAGUAACAUUUGUCUUCUCUGUGUUCAUAGUCGUCCAGCAGUUGCAUUAAUUCGGAAACUCAUAGCAGUAUUAGAAUCUAUUGAACGUCUACCUCUACACUUGUAUGAUACACCAGGAUCAACGUAUAAUCUGCAGGUAACUUUUCAAUACGGUAGAAAUUUACUACAUUCUAAUAAAAAUGAUUCUGUGCCCUUUCUCUGCUAUUCUUCCUAUAAAUUUCCAUAAAUUACAGUUGUCCCGAGCUACUUUAGUUGGAUACAGACCUAUUUCAUUAUUAGAAUGCUUCAGUCAGAUCCAGUGGAGUCUUCCACUUUGCAAACUGGACAAAUUCAUAGACAGAAGUGGGAGAGGCAUUUUUUGCCCAUUCUCCCUUCCUUCUAUAGCCCCCAGCACCAUCUACCAUGUUGUUUUGGAGGGUCCCCAGCCCUCUAGACCUGAUUUUUGAGGCAAGGGGAAUAUAGAAAAAAUCCCACCCUCCAGAGCAUCCAGUUGACAAAGUUCCAUUCUGCACAACUCUGGGUGUCACCCAUUAAAUGUUCUAUGGAAUGUGGGCUUGGCGUAACAAACAUUUAUGGGUAUCAUCUAGAUUUGCUGCUGUGUAUGCAUGAAGGUUCUAGUUGGGGAUCCAGGCAGGGUUGUAUAAAUACAGUAAUUGCUGUAAAUAGAAAAAUGAUUUCACAAGACAUUUCUGGUCAUAUUAAUUCUUAGUAUUAAGUAAAAAAAAUAGCAGCCUAUACUCAUAAUUUGUUGGGUGUGGGAGCUUCCUCCCUGACCUUCCUUGAGCUUUUUUGUGUUUGUUUUAUACUGUACCCCACCCUAAAUACAAUGAAGGGCAGUAUAAAAACAUUCUAAAUAAAUAAAAGUUUUAAUAAUCAGCUCGGGUCCAAAGAGCUAUGAGUGGAAGAAGAAAAUGUAGCAGUGCUGUUCCUUUUGCGAGACCUGGUGAAAGAACUUCCUGGUGAAAGAACUUGGAAUGUAAUUGGGGUUGUAUUACAAUAUGAAAAGAACUGUGAAUAUUGAAGAUACAGACUAAAGCAUGUGAACUCUAGUGGGCCAUAAAAUGUUAUUGAUAGGAAUUUAAACAAAGCUGCAGCCUGCCCACACAGGACAAUGUCAGUCACUUUUGACAUAUUGAGUCCAAAACAGACUAUGGAUGAGUGGGAAAGACUUUCUACUAGAGUAAGAAUGCUGUUGGAUCUGUGCAUUUGUGUAAAUGUGUGUGUAUAGUGACUAUGCAGAUUUGUCAGUUGUGCUGAUUUUCCUAAUUUAUUAAUGCUUGCUUGACUUUGAAAACAUAAUCAUUAGUGUUUGUUAUAAAUGAAAGGGAUGUUUCUAAGUAAAAAAAUUGUUGCUUUGACUUUAGAUAUUAACAAGACGGUUGCGGUUUCGCUUGGAGCGUGCUUCUGGGGAGACAGCUUUAAUAGACAGAACAGGUCGAAUGUUGAAAAUGGAGCCCUUGGCAACUGUAGAAUCUUUAGAGCAAUAUCUCCUAAAAAUGGUGAGCAAACUCCUCUUCUCCCCAGGUUGCAUUCAGACUACCCAUACACAUAGCUCACCCCAUGGUAGUUUCCACUGGAGGAAGUGCAGUUUUUGCAGAUUCCCAUUUCUCCCAUGCCCCUGAAAAGUUGUUCUGGAGGGUCUGGAGAUCCUUGGGAACCGUAUGGGAAAAGGCAGGAGGCAUUGAUGAAUGCCUUUUCUGUUUGGAGCAUUUAUGAAUCUCAGCCACUUAUGUGAAUGGAAGGUCAAAUUUGGGUCAAGCACUCAAUCCAGCCUAUCAUGUUUACAGAAAGAAUUACAUUAAUUCUUCUGUUUGAGGUGACUUUUUUUGUAGUUAUUUGUCAUUGUCUGUUCAGGUUUCUAGUCCUCAAGUGUGAGAUGUGGGGUUGGGAUGAGCACCCUCUAAUCCUCCAGCUUGGGAAGGCUUUCUUGUUCUCUUACAUUGCAUCUUAAAUGGUUUCUGUUGAUGGAAUUAUGACAUUUAAUUGUGCUUUACUGUAUGUUUUAGGGGACGCGGGUGGCGCUGUGUGUUAAACCACAGAGCCUAAGACUUGUUGGUCAGGAGUCCCUUUACCUUUUUACUGUAUAUUUUGAUCAUGUAUUAAUCUGCUGUUAGCCAUUUUGGGGUCUUUGGACUAAAAAGUGAUAUAUAAAUAAUAAUGAAGAUAAGAAACUCUAUACUUAUGUGAUACAUUUUUGUUGCCUCUUUUUUCCUUAGGUGGCAAAGCAGUGGUAUGACUUUGAUAGAUCAUCAUUUGUUUUUGUACGAAAACUCAGAGAAGGCCAGACAUUCAUUUUCAGACACCAGCAUGAUUUUGAUGAAAAUGGAAUUAUUUACUGGAUUGGAACAAACGCAAAGUAAGAUUUCAGUAACUUCAGUUUGAGACAGUGCUAAAAUCUUGAAUGAAAUAGCAUUGUAUUUAAAUACCUGCAGGCCAAUUCUAAAUAUUUUCCAAGUGCAACACUGGAUUUUCCAUGCAUCAUUUUUAAAUAAAAAAAUGUAUUAUUGGGACAUAGUUUGCAGUAUGCAUGGCAUAUUAGCUUUUGUUUUUUAGGUUUUAAAAUUUAGGUUUUAAAAUACUGUCUGUCACUUACCUAUGGCCAUUCCAUCAGGCUCCCUGAACUGUUGUCAUCCCAGUUUCUUGUAAGAUCUGAUGCUUGAGUCUGUAUUAUUUCCCCAUGCUCUGGAAGUCUUUUCAGCUGAAGAGGGGAGUUAAAAUGCUUUAAACAAAUAUUCAUGAGUAAUAGUGACAUCGUUGUUUCUAUUGUAGAACAGCUUAUGAGUGGGUAAAUCCGGCCGCCUAUGGGCUGGUGGUAGUUACAUCUUCAGAAGGAAGAAAUUUGCCUUAUGGCCGUUUGGAAGACAUCUUAAGCCGUGACAGUUCAGCUCUGAAUUGUCAUACUAACGAUGAUAAAAAUGCAUGGUUUGCUAUAGACCUUGGUCUUUGGGUGAUACCAUCAGCUUACACAUUACGCCAUGCUCGUGGUUAUGGACGAUCUGCUCUCAGAAAUUGGGUUUUUCAAGUAUCUAAGGAUGGACAGAACUGGACUACUCUAUAUACUCAUGUGGAUGACUGCAGUCUGAAUGAACCAGGGUAUGUAAAAAUAUUUCCAUUUACAUGGACCAUUGUUGUUUCUGACUUUAUGACAAUAAAUUUAGUACCCAUAACGUAUGGGCCAUUCUCAGUCCACUGAAGUAAUUGGAAAUUAACCUCUUGAUAUCAUUGGGUCCAGGAUUUACUUCACUGUGCUGAAAUUCAUUGAAUAAUAAAAAGUUGGCCUUACACAGUGGUUUGGCUUAAACAUGGUAAACCAUACAAGCCUUGGCUGUUUUUCUAGCAUAUAGAUGAAACAACCACAAUUCUUGGCUUAGUGUUACGUUAGGGCUGCCAUACGUCUGGAAUUUCCAGGGCAUGUCUGUCGAAACAUGGCAACCCUAUGUUAUGUCCAAAAAUUUAAUUCAUGUGAUGGUAUAAUAGAGAGAGUAAUUUUCUGUUUGUAAACUGGUGGUCUUUUUGAUCCAUGAAAACCACCAUACAAAUAAUUAAUAUUUCUCUGUGUUUUUGUCAUGACACUUAAAUUUAUCAUUACCUAAUUUUUUCCUUCAACUUCCCCAAACUAAUGUAAAGGUCAACAGCAACAUGGCCACUAGAUCUACAAAAGGAUGAGAAGCAAGGCUGGAGGCAUGUAAGAAUUAAGCAAAUGGGGAAGAAUGCCAGUGGGCAAACACACUACCUCUCUCUAUCUGGAUUUGAACUUUAUGGCACUGUGAAUGGUGUGUGUGAGGAUCAGCUAGGUAAGCAAUGUAGAUAGAAUUAUUUCUUGUUCUUACCACCAGCUAUUGUACUGUAGGCCAUGAAUUAAACUUUUUCAAAAACUUAAUGCCAAUCUAGAGCAUGUUUUUAAGCACGUUUUAAGAUCAAAAUAUCAGUUUGAUAUUUGAAAUACCUGCCACCAAGUUGGAAUGCUUAAAUCUUGUAUAGAUAGCGUAACCAGCAGUGUUUUAUCACUAGUUUUGAUUGCAUGUAGGAAAAGCAGCUAAAGAAGCAGAGGCUAAUCUGCGAAGGCAGAGGAGACUGGUACGCUCUCAGGUUCUGAAGUACAUGGUUCCAGGUGCCCGUGUCAUCAGAGGAAUUGAUUGGAAAUGGAGAGAUCAGGAUGGUAGUUCACAAGGUGAAGGCACUGUUACAGGCGAAUUGCACAAUGGUGAGCAACUGCUUAAACAAUUAGCUCUCUUUAUUCCACAAGUUAUUUAUAGUAGUUCACUGCAUUUUCUAGUUUGGUGAUUAGGGAAAUGUAGAUUCAGAAAUCAAAAGGAAGACAGAAAGGAAAUAGUGUACUGUUUGGUCAUGUUAAAUCAAGAGUGCAUUUGUCAUAGUGACCUGCUGACAUAAAGAAAACCUGUUUGAGCUUCAGAUAAAAUUAGCACCCGAGUUAUAAACAUUUCUACCUCAAAAUAAGUUUUACAGGGCACAAAGGGAGCCUGUAGAAUAAUGUAAGAUUUGCAGAAGUAGUAAGUGAAAUUCCUUGGAAAAACCAGGAGAAAACCUCUCACUUAAUUACUGGGUGGGUAAGAAGUCCUAAGAUAUCACUUGCCUCUUGACCUCAAGAAGCAUCCAGAAAUUGAGAAGGACAAACCGGUUCAUAAACUCCCCCAGGUAUUAGUCACACCUAACUUCCCUAGUUCUUGGAGAUUCUGACUUGUACUUUGGGAAACUUGUAUUUCAAGAAAGAAAAUGUUAGAGUUACUUGAUAGUUAGAGAUCAAGAACAAGGUCUUAUUGGAACAGUAUUCCUUGAAGUAAAGUACCACCACUCACAUUUGAUUUUCACAUGUCCAUAAAAUACAGUGUUGCAUACAAGUUGUGCUAAUUACAUGCAACUCCAAUAUACAGAUUAGCUGUGGCAUUUCUGCUCCUAUAUUUUGUGUGUUGCGUUAUGGGUAUGAAUAAUUGAUCCAGUGUCUAAGAAGAAUAAAUAUUUCCUGUCUGUAUAAUAUCAGAAUACCUUGCUAUCCCUUUUCUGGCUUGGCAUUUGCAACUUGCUUUUUCUUCAGCUUUUGUCAAGUUCUCUGCCAUUUCUUACCUUACUAGCUUCGCUGGGAUCAAGUUUCUGUUUUCUUAAUACUAAUAUAUGAUUAAACCAAAGUGGGGAAUGCUAAGAGGCAGGUAUUAAAUUUCCAGUGGCAUAGCAAUUAGAUUUAUAAUAUUUUUUGAGGAAGGAUAUGAUGCCACAUUCAAGGUCUCCAUCUCAAGUGUAUCUUUUCUUUAGAAUGAUCGUUCUCCUAUUAUGCAGAAAAAUCAUCCUAAUAAUUAUUCACUUAAAAAUACUUGUGAAAAGUAGUUGAAAAUUAGAUAGAAGUAGAAAAGUAGAUAGAAAAUUUUGUGGUGAUAUUUUAAUGUGCUUGUCUUCUUUAGCAUUCAAGAUUUGAUUAACUAGCUCCCCCACUCUGAAUCCAUCACUCUAUGAACCAUACUAGGCCAAGUUCCAAAAAAACAAUUCUCUCUCGUUCCCAUAUCAACUAAAAAUCUUCUUCCCAGGGAGUAAUUGUUAAACAAAAACUGGAGUGCCAGUUAUUUAAAAUGUAAUUAAAAUAAUGCAUAGAGAAAGGUCUUCAUAUCAUAAGCAGAAGGAAGUUGCAAGGAUGCUCCUUGGACCCAAGUGUGGUCUGUUUGCCCUCCCUUCCCACCCACCUUUUAAAUAAAGGUUCAAGGACUGCCUUGCCACAACCUAAAGGAAAGCCAGGUUUCAGGUGCAGAUUGGACUGCAUUUGCCACUGCUGUGGUUGACCAACGACUGAGGAUGGAGGCCAACCAUACUUAACAAGCUGACUUAAAAUAGAAUAAUGGAUUUUCCCCAGUAACUGUAGUAUGUGAAACAUAAUAACAGUUACCAAGUAUUCUGAUAAGAAAACCAUUUAAAUGCCCACACACUUCUACUACACAUAGCUCAAACUUUACUUUUAAGGGAAUUAAAAAUUUAAAGUUAUAGUUACUUUUAAUACAAAACUUUUUACAUUUUUGACUGGAUUCUCAGAUCUUUAGUAUUAAAUUGAACUGUGGUAAGAGCUGUCCAUUUUAAUGUAGUACACCUACAAUGAUCACACUGCUUGAAUUUCAAAUCUUUCUAUUAUUUUGUUUGGCUUUAAAGCCUAUUAAGUAAUUUCUGUGACUCAAGAUAGCGGCCCAAUGAGAAGCUGAUCCCAUAUUGUGGAGCUACUGUCUUGACACGCUCCUGUCUGCUUUCUGCUGGGUCUCACAAACUCCUGUCCCUUUCUAGGCUGGAUUGAUGUCACCUGGGAUGCUGGUGGCUCUAACUCUUACCGUAUGGGCGCAGAAGGAAAAUUUGACCUCAAGCUUGCCCCAGGGUACGACCCUGAUUCAGCGGCAUCACCCAAACCUGUUUCAUCCACUGUUUCAGGCACAACGCAGUCAUGGAGCAGCUUGGUGAAAAACAACUGUCCAGACAAGAUGACUGCUGCUGCAGGCUCUUCAAGUAGAAAAGGAAGUAGCAGUUCUGUGUGUAGCGUGGCCAGUAGCAGCGACAUCAGCUUGGGUUCGACAAAAAUGGAGCGGAGAUCUGAAAAUGUAAUGGAACAAAAUAUAGUUUCAGGCACUGACGUCCAUGAGCCAAUUGUUGUCCUUUCCUCUGCUGAUGGCAUGCCUCAGACUGAAGUAGGGUCAGCGUCCAGUGCAAGUACCAGCACCUUGACAGCCGAUGUGGGAAAUGAAAAUGUUGAAAGAAAGCUAGGAACUGACAAUUCAAUCCGCGCAACUGGGGAGUCCAAUGCUAUAUCCAUGGGAAUUGUUAGUGUGAGUUCCCCAGAUGUUAGCUCGGUAUCUGAGCUGACGAAUAAAGAAGCUGCUUCUCAGAGACCCCUUAGUUCUUCAGCAAGUAACAGACUAUCAGUGAGUUCGCUUCUGGCUGCUGGGGCUCCAAUGAGUUCCAGUGCAAGUGUUCCUAACCUAUCCUCACGAGAAACCUCUAGUUUGGAGUCCUUCGUCCGGAGAGUGGCGAACAUCGCUCGCACCAAUGCCACUAACAACAUGAAUUUAAGCCGAAGUAGCAGUGAUAACAACACUAAUACUUUAGGAAGAAAUGUCAUGAGCACUGCAAGUAAGUAAAAAUAAAUACCUGUCAACUUACGCUGCACCUGUGAAAUGGGAAGAAAGAGGCUUGACAUUCUUGACAUAAUGGUAGCUUUGAAGAGUCAUCUGGGGUGGUAUAAUAGCUAUAUCGCCCCCAAUUUUGUAUUGUCUUGGAAAAUUGCUCUUGCUGCAGUAAUUAAAGAAUUGUGCAGCAGGAUUUACUUACUCCAUUUACUUAAUGUUUGAUUUCAGGGGGAAUUAAAGUAAAUAUCAUUGCUUAGAAGAAAUCUAGGUGCCACAACAUCAUAGCUAAGUCUAUUCUGGUACUUACAGCACUGAAAUCCUUUGGAUAGAUUAGAAGAGCAUUAAAUUGUUUCUUAAUUCUAAUCUAUCAGUGAUGUUCCUAGAAAUAAAUGCAUGUCUCAUAGAAAUUUGCUUAGAAUGUUGUACUUGAAUCUGAAUUAAUUUGGAAACUCUGGUGCUUAUAUUCUCACUCUUCAAAAUAUUGAAAAAAAAUUCAUUCAUCUGAAAGAGGUAAAAAGCUUAGGGAAAACAGUGUUGUCUUAAAAUUGCUCAUACUUUUAAAAAACAAAUGAGUGUUACAAACACAGGUUUAUAUGUGCUGCCAUUUAUUUUUGUUUCUAUGUUUUACUGCAGUUUCUUGCUACAAAGCUAAAAUGUUAAGAAUGUAGAUAGACUAAGGAGAUACUGCUGAAUUAGUUUUAUAUUGAAAGAAUAAGAUGACAAGUUAUUUCUCUAUUUUGUCUUUUGUCAAUUAUGCUCCAUGCUUGGCAGAGGGUUGAGCCAUGGAAGUGCAGCCAUUCUAGCCCUUUUUUUUAAUGUGGUGAGCAGUGCCUGAUAUGAAAUGGGAAAAGAAUAGCCAACUAGCGUGUGCAUUGGAAACUGAACUGCUGCCCUUAUUACUUGAACAUUUGUGGGAACUGCUAUUCACCUUUCCCUUUAUUUGGAAAUGUUAUUCUUUGUACUUUAGAGAAUAUUGUAAAAAUCCAUUUUUUCAUAUGUUUAUAUUUAAAAAAUAAGUUUAGUAAAACAUAGUUUUAUUCUAUAUAAUUAUUUUACUGUGUUUAAUUUUUCCACCCCAUAUUAUCGAUGAUAAGCGCUAAUAAAAUGGAUUAACUCACUAGAGUCAGUAGUGAGGUGGUCCAAAUGUAAUACCAGACCAUAGUUUGCAAACCUAAACCAAGUUUGUUGUGAUGCUUGAACUUAAACUAUUUGGCAAAUCAUGAUUUUCAAGUGGUACCAAGUAAGAACUUGAAACCAUAAUUUGAUUUUAGUUUGCAAAAACAAUUUUAACAAACUGGAUUGGGAUGUAUAUAUGCACUAAGAAAGCAUGAUUUGAGAUGUUUGUUCUUCCUUUAAGAGGGCAUUCUGGCAUUCUCAGAAAAGAGGGAGAAACCACACACACAGUUGCUUGCACACCUGGGACCCAAAGCAGAUAAAGAAAAUUAGAUGAUUCUUGGUUCAUUCUAUAUUAGUUAAAUUACUACCAAUGCUUUUGAAAAUGUGAGACUAUGUCUUGGAUUGAUAUAUUUACAGCAACUAUUCAAGACAAUCCUGUUUAAAAGUUCAAAUUUCUUCAUGGAAAUUAAACAAAAGAUUAUUGUUCCUAUUGAAAGCAUUCCUGUCCUCCCCUCCGCUUCCAAGAGGAAUUUGUUAAUGCAACUGUUCUGCUAAUCUGCUCAGAAAGGGAAAGGGCUCUCCAAAAGCAGUGCUGAACUCACUCUUUUAUCUCUGGAGGACCAACAUAUGUGUUCAGUAUUCUCCAAAGGGCACUAGGACCACCCCUUGGUGGGUGGUAUGUUCCUCUUAUUGCUAGAGGCACAAAUGUCAUCACUCUAACAGAAUCUCUGUUUGACUCUUCUCUUGGAGUGACCGUUUUUCCUGCCUCGAUUGAAGCAGCAUUACAUUCACUUAGUUCUUAUCAUAGUACUUGUUCAAAACUAGAAUGUGGGCUACUUCAACACAAGCAGAUUUCUAUUUUGGUCUUUUGUUUUACUUGAAGCCCUUUCUUGCAGUGGCCUGUAAUUCUGCACUGAUGAAUAAGAUAGACUUGGUGACUAUUUAAAAUAUUGAAACACAUUGAAGCACUCAUGAAUGCAAACUGUUCUACUCUGGAUCAUUUAUUUUAUCUUACCAUAUCUUUAUCUAUAGCUUCUCCUCUAAUGGGUGCCCAAAGUUUUCCUAAUCUGACUACAACUGGUACCACAUCAACAGUGACCAUGUCUACAUCCAGUGUUACUAGCAGCAGCAAUGUAGCCACAGCAACUACAGUUUUAUCUGUUGGUCAGUCACUUAGUAACACUCUAACUACUAGCCUAACAUCAACAUCUAGUGAGAGCGAUACAGGUCAGGAAGCAGAAUAUUCUUUGUAUGGUAAGUUUCAUUUUUAAAUGAACAUAAGCAGAUUUCCCAUUAAUAAUUUUCUGUUUUCACCUUUACUUUUGUUAUGGGUUUCUCACUUAGUUAUUUCAUUACUAAAGCAUAUCAAAUAACGGAGCUGUUUACCCUGUUACUAGUUACAUAAAGGGUUCCCCAGCAAAGGCUUUUACUCCCAAUGUCAUCAGAAUUUUCUAUAAAUAUCAGCUCUUCACAAUCCUCUACAUUCUUUGUAUUUAUGAUAUUUUUAUAUAGCAUUUCAGUAUAAAGGUAUUUAAAAUGUAGGAAAACUGAUUUGAAUGUCUUAGCCUAUUAAGAAAACUUCUAAAAAUUCAGAAAUCCAGAUAUAUAUGUACGUAUUAUAUCACUGUUAUUCUAGUCUUUCAGUAUGGUGUGCUGCAGUUAUUGAUUCUGUGAAGUAAGUUCACAUUGAAAACAGUGGCUUAGAUCCAAAUUUGUGUGAGCAGAAUUCCACUUGUGCAAUGAGACUUUCCCAUCUUCCAAUUGCAACCCCUGCUCACCUCCCCCCUCCAAAAGUGACUUCUGGGGUUCGGUGGACCAUCCAGAAUUGGGUGGGAACACGGGUGCCAACUUGAAUAAAAUAUUUGGGGUCCCCAGGUAAGCCCCAUCCUGCAUAAUUGAUAACAAGACGUGCAUGCACACCAUUUGAAUGGCAAUGCCCAUCAAAUUUGGGUUCAGCCCCCUUAAAUAUGUUAUGGGGUGGUUGAAGGGAGCUUGGCCCCUAGGAGUUGCCUCUCAUGGGUGGAAUAUUCUGAUAGAAGAGCACAUUUUGGAUCAAAGUUCACAUGUAUGAAUUUAGAACCGUUGUGAGUCAAAAUUCUAAGUUGAAAGGCAUUGACAGUUAAUAAUACUUCACAUCUCCACAGCACAUUCACUGUUUCAUGUGCAUUAGCCUGGUCCCUUGUCACAGGCAAAAUCUCCAGUCAGCUGUACUGGUGUACUGAUCCAUUAUCACAAACACAACUGUGAAAUCACAUGGCAAACCAUAAUUCAGUGGCAGCUAGCCAUAGUUUGCCAGCUUCAACAUGUCAGCAAACUCUAGGAAAAUCCUAUAAAUAGAAGAGGAAGCAUGUUCGUGGAAAGAAGAGAGUACACAAGCCUACAGAAGUCCCCCAACAUGACCUUGAGAACUGGGUUCAUUAGGUCUAAACCUGGCCAGUGUUAUUAUUGUUGUUAUUAAUUUUUAUACUACCCUUCAUUCACAGAUUAAAGGGCAGUUCACAACAUAAAAAUACAAAAUGAGACCACAAACUAUAUAACAGAGAAACAGAAAUAAACCAAUAACUCUCCUCCCACGAACAUUUAAAAGACCAUAGAUUGUUAAAUCAGCCAAAGGCCUGCUUAUAGAGAAACAUUUACACCUGGUGCCAUGCUUAUAAGUAGUCAUAUUUAUGGGGAAGCAACAAAACAGCUUGGCAUACACACAUUUGCUUCGAAAUAGUAAAGACCUACAGAAGCUUAACUGCAUCAUUUUCACACGCAGGUCAUUUCAAAUAGCUUUCCAUGUGGGGGAAAUCGCAGGAUGAUGUCUUAGUAGCAGAAACUCCUGGGGUUGCUAAUGCUUAUUCCCAAAGAGAGAUUUGGAGUUUGGGCAAAUGGGUUCUGUUAGGUUUCUUGGUGUAUUUCUUGCAGUAAGCACAGGGAUCAACAUUAUAUUCUUCUCCUAAGACACUCGUGCAACAGUCAGAGCUGUUGGAGGUCAGAACUUUCCUGCCAUGGCUGUAGCAGUUCUUUAAAAUAGUCAGUUGCAUCAUAUAUGUGCAGGAAAAGUCUGAAUAGUAACGUGUCUUUCAGACAUUAUAGUGGAGAUUUGAAGGCCCAGAUUCUGGGAGGGGCAGAAGAAUAGCAUUAAAAAUAAAGAGCUUAUUUAGGGGAUGGCUGCAAAAAAAAGUUACAUGAGCUGCUUUCAUGGCAGUAGGAAGAGAACUUAGUGGGAAGAUUGUCAUUCAUCCCUUUAAAGCACACACACAAAAAUGCAAUGUUCUAGGAGAUGGAAUGGUAGGAUGGGAUCACCUAAUCUGCUACACUAGCUAGAGGUCUAGAAAGUUCCUAGCUGUUAUUUGUACACGGAUAGUAACAAAUUGUGUGACUGUACAGAUGACCGCUGGAUCAUUGGUUGAAGGAAAAGCUCUGCAGAGAGAGUGCUAGUUUUCUCCCAUUUCCUGUUUGGUACUUAGGGGUGACUGCACACAAAAUGGAAAUUAUAAAAUCCCCAACAAAAGGCUUUAUUACUGUAGAAUAAAUGUAAGAUUCCUCAAAGGGUUUACCGCACAUUGGCAUGGAUACAUUGCAUUUGAGUUAGGAGCUGAAAAGGAAGUUCUCGGGGAAGCGUUGGGGACAAAAGGGAAUGGUAGAAUUAAGGGAUAGAAAUUAUAUCAAGCUCUUGGGGGAAUGAACCUAGACAGUGCUGGAAAUUGUAAUGAAUACUUCACAUUGUAUCAGCAGAAGCCACUGGGAAAUGCUGCGUGCCACUGGCUGUGGGAAGGCAUCCUUUCAGAGUACAGACUGAUUCAAGAAAUUAUGUGGGCCUUUGCAAAUUAGAAUUUAGAAUGAGAAUUCAUUUUUUAGUCUGGAAGUGGCACCUGUUGAAUUCCCAGAUUGCAGUAUGAAGCAGAAUUUGAAAGUUAUAAGCAUCUCUCAAAUAUAUUCAUGUAUCUGUUAAAGAUGCUUUUAGGCUGAUGUUCUAAUACCAUAAACUUUAGAAAGUUGUCUUACAAUUUGCUUUGAGUGCUAGUUGCCAUAUUUGAGGUAUAAGUGAUUAUCAGAGUAGCAGUUUGUCUUUUUUAUCCCUGAGGAGUUGUUGUUUUUGCCACAUUAGUUUUGAAUUAUGAAUAUAUUGUUAAAAUCUCCAUAGAGCAUGGUUAUUAGAGAGUAAGAAGCCAGUGUCCCAGGUUCAGAUGUUACGGGAGGUCAAGCUUAACGAUGACUUUCUGGUUGGUUAGUCCCAUUUGCAUGAUCUCAUGAGCCCGUAAUAAGUUUUAAGAAAGUUAAAGACCCAUGAAAUGCAAAAAUGCCUCCUAUAAAACCAGGAGAUUAUGCUGUAUUGGGAUUUAGACUGCUUCAUACGUGACAAGCAUCCCGUAUGAACAUAAAUUGUAUGUAAAAAACAUGUGCAGUUUCUGACUUUCCUAGAGUUAGGAUUUUUACAUAUGCACAAUUUCUGCCUGUGUAGGAAACAAGGCGCCAUUUUCCAAUUCCCUUCUUGCCUUGCUCCUGCAAUGUAGGCAGAUGUACAUUGCUAUGUUUUUGAUGGACUGAUAAUUGGUUUCAAAGAGAAAAAAAUCCGCCCUUCCAUGUUUGAAACUGUAGGUAUUACAUGCGUCAUUACUGUUGUGUGUUCAGUGCUGUUAGCAAUGUACCUGCAGUUCUUUGGGUGCUCUGAAUACAGAACAAGAAAUGGAAACCUGUCUUUCAUGAAUGGCUGGAGGGCUGCUAUGUACCAGUAUCAGUAGUUGUCAUUAUAGAACUUGGAAUACUGCUAAUUUUAGAGGUGUUCCUUUUUUCAUGGUUUGACACAUUGCUACAGGAAUGAAAGUGGUUUAUGAGAUAUUUGCUAAUAUUAUAUGAUGUUUUUGAAAAUAAAAGGAAAUAAGUUCUAUGAAACAUGUAUUGCAACUAUAGUAGCAAAAUUAUUGGCUUGCUAUCCAUUUCCACUAAUGGUUUGUGCUUACAAAUGGGAUCAGUUUGUCUGAGUAUCUUACCUUAUUCCAAAUAGUUUCCCAUUCCUUUUCAGGUUGUUUUCUGAAAUGCUUUCCCCCUUUGUCAAAAUUCUUUAAAUAGGUUUCUUCUCUACUGUCUUGAGCCUCUUUUUCCUGUUCCUGCUUUGAAUUUAUAGAACAAAAUCAGUCUUCAUCCUUACAGCCUUUUUUUUUUUUUUAAAAGCAAACAACAAGCAACUGAGUUCUUAGCGUGUGGUUUGUGUGUGUUCUGUGUAGAUUUUCUUGAUAGCUGUCGGGCCAGCACUCUAUUAGCGGAGUUAGAUGAUGACGAAGAUCUACCUGAGCCAGAUGAAGAGGAUGACGAAAAUGAAGAUGACAAUCAAGAAGAUCAAGAGUAUGAAGAAGUUAUGGUACAGUUCAUAUCUAUUUUUACAAUAUUGUCUGAUCUGCAGUUAUUUGGGGACCCUAUCAAAAAACCUUCUACUCUCCUGAACUUGUAGUAUAGUAUAGGUUGUUCAUUGUGGACCAGUUUUGUCAAUUUAGAGAACUUGUCCGUUUUUAAAGUAUCAGUAGCAGCUUGUUGCCAUUUCAGUAGCUUAUUACAAAUGUUCUACCUUGUUUACAGAUCAAAUGAUAACAGUCCUCAUAAUAUUAGUUCAGUGGAAUCCCGAAAGAAACCCCUAAAUAACAGAUUAUGUAAAUAGAUUCUACUACAAUAAAUGUCCACUUUGGUACUUUCCCUCCCCCAUUCCAUUAUAUCAGUGUCAAAUUAUCUGAGGUGAACUCUUUUAGAAUAUGGCCUUGGAUAUGGCUUAUGGGCUGCAAACAGUCUUGAGUAGCUGUAUGCUUAUGUGUAGCGAUUUGGGGGAUUAAAAAUGAGGUGCUGCUACUUGUAUUUUGAUAAUUUUUCUAUGGGUGCCACUGCAAAGUGGCUGCCAUGCACAGCCUAAAAAGAGAUGCUGGUACUUCAUACUGGUGUGUACUGUCACACCCACAAAAAUACUGCAUAUAUGUGAUCUUCAUUAGAAAUCUGAAUUGGUAAUGCCAGAUUAACUUGAGUCUUGAUACUGCUUGAAAAGAAUCUAGGAUGAGAAUUCACAUAAUUUCCUCUAUAAAUUUGGCUAAACACGUGACAGCUAUGUUUGUGCAUUUUAAGUAAGUUAAACAGGAUAGCAUUGAUGCUUUAAGUCAGGGGCCAGCAAGGUUUAUCUUUGCCUGAGCGGGAUUGGUCCUGCAGAGACCCCUAUGUGGGCCGGAUUGUGCAUGUGCGUGAGUGCACGCGCCCAUGAUUUCAGGCAUCUGCGCGUGCGCAGAUGCGAUUUCCGGUGCCAUGGAAGUGAGCCCCUGCGCCGUGCUGUGCCGGUUUAGCACAGUGCGUGAGCGGGCACUUCGGUUCAGGGGCGGCUCGUGGGCCAGUCAGAUGACCUCCAUGGGCCGUUUCCGGCCCAUGGGCCUUAGGUUGCUGACCCCUGCUUUAAAUUUUUGAAAGUGUAGGUGAGAAUCUGCAGUGUACAGCAAGUUCAGUUUGUUUACUUAGCUAUUCUCAUGGCUUACCCAACUUAAGUAACUGUCUCUGAAGACAGUUCAGAAACUUCAGCUGGUGCUGAAUUAGGCUGCCAGGUUGCUUACCCGGGCAAGAUGGUUUGAGCAUAUUACACCAAUCCUGCCCCAACUGCACUGGCUGCCAGUUCGUUUCCAAGCCAAAUUCAAAGUGCUGGUUUUGACCUAUAAAGACUUAAAGUUGAUUGGUGAAUCUUAUGUUUUGAUGUAUUUAUAUUUUGAUGUUAGCAGCCCUGAGCCCGGUUAUGGCUUGGGAGGGUAGGAUAUAAAUAAAAUUUAUUAUUAUUAUUAUUAGCCUCAGGACAGCAAUACCUCAGUGACUGCCUCUCCUCGUAUGGACUGACCCAAACCUCCAAUCAUCAUCUGAGGCCCUCUUAGUGUGCCCCGUCCACAAGAGACCCAAGGGCAGCAACACAAGAGUGGGCUUUUUCUGUGGUGGCUCCCCAUUUGUGGAAUGCUGUCCCCUGGGAGGCUCGCCUUCCUUACAUAUGUUUAGGUGCCAGGCGAAAAUGUUUCUCCCAAACCAGUCCUUUGGCUGAUUGGACAUUCUAUGGCCUUUUAAAUGUGUUUGUGGGAAAAGGGGUUAUUGGUUUUUUGCACUUUCAUUUUGUAUUUUGAGUUCUCAUUUUGUAUUUUCAUUUUGUGAACUGCCCUUUGAUCGUCAGGUGAAGGGCAGUAUACAAAUUUAAUUAAUUAGUAAUUAGCAGCAGCAGUAGAUAGUUUUUGUACUUGUCUAUCCAGUGUGGGUUUAAAAAAUGAAAAUAACUUUUUUGUUCGUUUUGCCAUUUUUGUUAUAUAAUAGGAAGAAGAAGAGUAUGAAACAAAAGGAGGACGUAGAAGAACAUGGGAUGAUGAUUAUGUUUUGAAACGUCAGUUUUCUGCUUUAGUACCUGCAUUUGAUCCUAGACCUGGCCGUACUAAUGUUCAGCAGACAACUGAUCUUGAAAUCCCUCCCCCAGGUAUAUCCAUGAGUUGUUUGAAAAACCAUGUGCGAAGUAUAAAUAUAUAAUAUACACGUACAAAUACACAAGCAUGUCAGAGAACCUAAGAGAAGAACAAGAUUGGAGGAGGAGAGACACAACUAGGUUGGGGGAGGACAUGCUAAGAUACCUACCACCUUCUCAAACUUUCUCCCUUCACAAAUCUAGGUUGUAGCAGGGGAGGGACACACACUGUUUUCAUGGGGAAGAAGCUGAUGAGAAUGAGAUGCUGAAUGGAGAAAGGAGUUGGGGUCUGAAGCAAGUGAGAUUUGAAUGAGUGAGUCAGGUACCAUGUAAGGGUAACAGGGUAAAACUGAAAUGCAUAUUUUCUCCUCCUCCCCCUUGUGAAAUUUCAAAUGCCUUUACUUUGAAUUUAUUUUUAGGUUUAGAUAAGAAUUAUGAUAUCAUGAAAUAUAUGUGAGAUGUUGAAAGCUGUUGCAGACUUAAAAAAAACUAUUGCUCAUUGCACUGAUUUAUCACUGAUUACAGGAACACCCCAUUUGGAACUACUGGAAGAAGUUGAGUGUACACCAUCUCCCCGUUUAGCACUUACCUUGAAAGUUACAGGCCUUGGUACAUCUCGCGAGGUUGAGCUGCCCCUAACAAAUUUUCGAUCAACUAUCUUUUACUAUGUUCAAAAAUUGCUACAACUUUCCUGCAAUGGCAACGUGAAAUCUGAUAAGCUCAGACGAAUUUGGGAGCCAACAUACACGUAAGACAUUUAAAAUCCGAUGCUGUAUCUAAAACAGUCUAAGGCUGCAUUUUUUGCAAUGUGUAUUUACAGUGCGUAUCAAAAACUGCUGCUAUGUCAUCUCUUAUCUUGUGGAUAUGGUUGUGCGGCAGUAGUGUUUGGAUAGUGGUAGUCUUAUGUAAACAUUGGCAUCAUUUCUUUUUCCCUGCCUUAACAUUUCAAUGUUAGGGUUCUUACACUGUUUUUGAAAUUGUAACAAAUAAGUGUCGAUGAAAGAAUUCUUAACAUAAAGAGUGCACUUGCUACAUCAAAAUGAAUAGUUGUGCUUCAAGGUGGCCUGUAAUUCAAAAUGUAUUCAUGGUUUUUAUAGUUUAAAGAAUUUAAAAACAAGAUUCAAGAGCUGUUGCGCCAGCAGUUGAAUUCUUGGAAUGCGUUGUAUCAGUUGCUUUGCCAGUCUAGUAUUAAGAAGCAUCAUUGGCUGACUCACCAAUGUUACUCUUGUGUGGCAAGCAGCAAAGCAUUCAGAAUUAUUUUAGUAUGCAGAGUGUAAGCAGAAGACAAUUUAAAUUAUAUCGCAAGAUUCAUACUGAUUUGGAAAUAGUGCGUUCUGUUGUAGAAAGCCAGUACAUAAAUAACUCUAAAUCUUUUCAUGUUUAGAAUUGUAUACAGAGAAAUGAAGGAUUCUGAUAAAGAGAAAGAAAGUGGGAAAAUGGUGAGAUAAAUCUUAACUUUUCAAUACUUAUGUGGCUGUCAACAGAUUUUUGUGCAGUUUGUGCACUUUAAAAAAAAAGCAGCAGCUUUUCUAAAAAGCUACACUAACUGAGUUCCGUUGUAUGGAAGAUAUGUUAAAGAAUGUUUGUAAAUGCAUGUUCCUAAAGAAAUGUGUGUAGUGCAUGUGAAAUGUUUCAAACUUUACAACCAGGAAAUACCAACAUUUGGUGGUUCCUGUUGUAGGGUUGCUGGUCAAUAGAGCAUGUGGAACAGUACCUUGGCACUGAUGAAUUACCAAAGAAUGACUUGAUAACCUACCUGCAGAAGAAUGCGGAUUCAGCCUUUCUGCGCCACUGGAAAUUAACCGGCACUAAUAAAAGCAUUAGGAAAAACAGAAAUUGUUCCCAGCUCAUAGCUGCAUACAAGGUAUAUGUCUGCAUCUAAAAGUAUUGAUUUGGGGAAUGUCUAUGCUUUAUUUUGCAUCGUGUUAUGAGUCCUGACAGAGGGACUUGAUGUGUGACUAAUGCAAUUUACUCUGGUUAAAUACGUUUACGUGUGACCCUCAUGUUUAACUUUUACCAGCUCCAGUGUUUUGUAUGCUUUUGAAUAGACACAGUAUUAUAUUAUUAUUAAUAAUAAUAUUGUGCCUAACAACAGCUAAAGGCUCAGUAUUUGCAUCAUGCAAACCAUGUUUACCUUUUCUCUAUCUCAAAGUUCAAAAUAAUUACAUCGCAAUUCUAACCUUUACUAUGUAUUUAUUUUCCUUCCAUUCAUUUAUUUACACAGGAUUUUUGUGAACAUGGAUCAAAGUCCAGUUUGAGCCAGGGAGCUAUUUCCACACUUCAGAACUCAGACAUUCUUAGUUCAAUAAAAGAACAGCCUCAAGCCAAAGCUGGUAGUGGACAGAAUUCAUGUGGAGUAGAAGAUGUUCUACAGUUGCUCCGUAUUUUGUAUAUUGUUGCAAGUGACCCUUAUUCAACUCGAAAUUCUCAAGAAGGUAAGUAGGAUGUAAUACAUUUCCCCCUAAAAGCUUCCACAAAGGAAACAUAUUAUUAGUACAUUAUUAUUCAUUUCUAUUAAUAAUUUCAGAAGGAGAUGAACAGCUUCAGUUUAAUUUCCCACCAGAUGAAUUCACAAGCAAAAAAAUCACCACAAAAAUUCUUCAACAGAUUGAGGUAAUAUAUAUAUUUAUUACUGAGAUUAUUUCUGAGGCAUUUUAGUUUCAUAGAAGCUGUUGUAGAUGGUUGAAGUCUGAAAUAUCAUCUUAUUUAAAGGAAGCAGUGAAAAUUAUUUAAAUGUGGUUUUUCUUCAUUUGCUGGUUUUGUUUCAUUAUUUAGAUGGCCCAUGCCAUGUGCUGGAAGGGAGCUUUGGUGAGGCAUCCAAAGCUGAGUCAGUUGUACAGUUCAAUUAAUUGCAGCCUUGAUCUUGAAAACUGAACAUAGAUUGGUAGGAUUUUACUGACAUAAGUCAUAAAAGAAUUAGAAUUUCCUUUAAAUUGCACUGUUAUAAAAGCAUGAAGUCUAGUGUGGUUAACGAUUGCAGCAUUGGACUGUGGGCACCAGAUUCAAAUUCUCACUCAGCCAUAAAGCUCACUGGGUGAACUUGGACAGUUUCUUCCUUUCAACCUAAUCUAUCUCGGGAUUAUUUUGCAGAUAAAAAUGGGGUUGAAAUGUGGGUUAUCCAUAAGUUAGAACACCUUGGAGGAAGCUGGAAAAUAAAUGAAUACAACACAUUCAGUGAUUAAAAAUGACAGCUUAACAUUUAGGAAAACUACUACUUUAUUUAGUACUAGCAGGGAGUGGCUGAUGUUGCCUUGGUAUUUGAAAAAGCAGGAUUGUUUUUUUAAAAAAUGGAUAGUGUAAUUUGUGAAGUUUGGGACUGUGUGAACACACCCUAGCCCAAGGCCGAGAGUGGGUUCUUGUCAUCUGGGCAGCCCAGGUCCUCCCUACACACUGCCUAGGCUUGCCCCCUGGGGAAGUAACUUCAGCGCUGCUAACGCAGUGGUUUGACUUCACCCCCAGAGGCACACUCCAUUGUCUCUUGACACAGACAGAUGCCAACAGCAACAAUGCCAAAAAUCAGGCAGAGUCCUCUUUCAGACUGACAUCUUUAUUCAAACUGGCUGUUGGUACUCCAACAUGAACAAAAACAGCCGCUCCCGCCUCAGAAUUCUUUCUGCCAAGUUUGAAAUCAGUGGUGUUUGGGCCCAUCAUGCCAAAGAUCAGAUCAGGCUUCCUCAAACCCGGCGCUCCAGAUGUUUUGAGACUACAAUUCCCAUCAUUCCUGACCACUGGUCCUGCUAGCUAGGGAUCAUGGGAGUUGUAGGCCAAAAACAUCUGGAGGGCAAGUUUGAGGAGGCCUGGAUCAGAUGAAGUCACACCAAAGUCACAUUUUGAAUCUCCAUCUUUAUUCAGAAUGGUGGUUGACAGCCCAAUGUCCACAAAAACUGCCACCCCCACCCUGGAAACCCUUGUGUCAAGUUGGGCGAUGAUAUAUUGAGACAUUUGAAUGCAUUUAGAACAAACCAUUUUCUACAACAUACAGUGGUAGAUUUUUAUUUAAUUAUGACCAUCCUAUUUACAACAAUUGUGUUUUUUUUACAAAGUACAAAAACUAGUGGUAUAAGGUGAGUGUGUAGGAAAAUAUGAAUGCAUAAAUAGUUAUUUAUCCAUCAUACACUUUGUUCUUCAGACAUUGCAUUUUAAACAGUGGGUGUAUUAAAUUACAGGAGCCAUUGGCACUAGCAAGUGGAGCUCUGCCAGACUGGUGUGAACAGAUAACUAGCAAGUGCCCUUUCUUAAUUCCAUUCGAAACUCGACAGCUGUAUUUCACAUGUACAGCAUUUGGGGCAUCAAGGUAAGAAACCUGACAAGCAAAUUGCUUAUUUGCUGCAGUUUCAGAAUACUGAAUCUCUUUAAUGUCAGUAUUUGGAAUAUCAGUGUUUCCUUGUGUAGAAAUUGAAUUUUUAGGUAGUAAAUCCUAAAUACAAGAAUUCUGUUAUGAUAUGGAUGCUGUUUGGUUUGAAAAUGGUUAACACUGUGAACGUGGGGGACUCUGGUCUUUUAUUUCUAACCAUAGUCAGAAAAGAUAGUGUUGAGGGGGUUCAGCUGGCAUUUUUCUAGGAAGCAACUAGACUGCUACAAGAGGUGUUUUGGUUACAAAUUUGUAGAAUUUUCUAUUAUGGCCAUUAACAACAAAAUCUAGUUUUUGUGUGAAUUGGGAGAACGGAAAAGGUUAAUUGUGAGAGGACGUUUAGUGCACAUUCUAUUAAAAAUUAUUGAUUCUGAGGGGCAGAUGAAUGAGAGCAGUCAAUCAGUUGGCCAGAGCCUAGGAAGAGGCAGAAAGAUAAUAAGGAAACACUGGUGUCAGAGGCUGAGGAAAGCUAGCCAAGAAAGAGAGAUAGAGAGAGAGUGUCUUCAGAGGCAGUUCUCCAGCAUAGCCUCUGGCAAAAAUGACAGCAACUGACAAAGGAGAUCACAGCUGUGACAACAGCAAUAGUGUGUGCGGAUGGAAGGGACAGAGCAGCAGUGGCAGCGUUGUGUUUGCUGGGAUGGGGCAGGGUGAGGUGGUGUUGAGGUGGGGGUAGCUUGUGGCAGAUAUGUGUGCCAUCUGUGGGAGACAGGGAGUGCCAACCCAUGGUUCUCCCAGCCUUGCUCCACCCUGUCCCAUUGAACUCAGUGCUGUUGCAAGGAUAUCACUUGUUUUUUAUUUAUUUGAAAUAUUUCUUACCCAUCCUUCACCCUAAGGCUGCAGGGUAUUAACAAUGAUAUAAUCUACAAUAUUAAAAUUAAUAAAAUUAAACCUAGUUAUUUUAUAAACUAUAGAUUAUUUAUUUUUUAAAAAACUCAUUUUUUGAAAGCAAACAGUGGCCUAAGGAAGGUCUCAUUAAAAAGCUUUUCUGAGUCAUGAUGCAUAUGAGUUUUAAAGCAAUGUAUCUUCAUUUUUUCCUGAUAUCAGAGCAAUAGUGUGGCUGCAGAAUCGACGUGAGGCCACUGUUGAGCGAACGCGGACUACAGGCACGGUGCGAAGAGAUGAUCCAGGAGAAUUCAGAGUUGGGCGCCUUAAACAUGAAAGAGUAAAAGUUCCACGUGGUGAAUCCUUGAUGGAGUGGGCAGAAAAUGUAAUGCAGAUUCAUGCAGACAGAAAGUCAGUCCUAGAGGUAAAAUAGGUUCCUCUUAAAAAAUAAUACUUCACUGUGUCUCUCACUUCUGUAGUGUUAAGUGAGCACAAUUGUUUAUUAGAAAAGAUAUAUUCCAAAAGACUGCUAGUACUAUUGUUGUGGUCUCUGGUUUCCAGGUGGAGUUUUUGGGAGAAGAAGGAACAGGAUUGGGACCCACCUUGGAGUUUUACGCACUGGUGGCAGCAGAAUUCCAGAGGACAGAACUGGGAGCAUGGCUCUGCGAUGACGACUUUCCGGAUGAUGAAUCGCGUCAGGUAUAUUUUGUCUUUGUAAUCAGUCAGUAGAGCUGAUAAGUUACAUUCUGUUUGUGUAUCUCUUGAAAUACCUUAACACUUUCCUUCACUUUUUUUUUGGAUUUUUUAAAAAACAGGUGGAUAUAGGUGGCGGAUUAAAACCUCCGGGAUAUUAUGUACAGCGAUCUUGUGGUCUGUUCACAGCACCAUUUCCACAGGAUAGUGAUGAACUUGAAAGAAUAACCAAACUUUUUCACUUUCUGGGGAUUUUCUUAGCCAAAUGCAUCCAAGACAACAGACUGGUGGACUUGCCUAUUUCUAAGCCGUUCUUUAAACUCAUGUGCAUGGGAGACAUUAAAAGCAAUAUGAGCAAAUUGAUUUAUGAGUCGCGGGGUGACAGAGACUUGCACUGCACAGAAAGUCAGUCAGAGGCGUCUACGGAAGAGGGGCACGAUUCUCUCUCAGUAGGAAGCUUUGAAGAAGAUUCCAAAUCAGAAUUUAUCCUUGAUCCACCAAAGCCUAAACCCCCAGCUUGGUUUAAUGGGAUUUUAACGUGGGAAGAUUUUGAAUUGGUAAACCCUCACAGAGCAAGAUUUUUAAAAGAAAUUAAAGACCUUGCAAUAAAGAGACGUCUAAUAUUAAGCAACAAAGGACUUUCAGAAGAUGAGAAAAAUACUAAAAUGCAGGAACUAAUGAUGAAGAACCCAUCAAGAUCGGGACCUUCUCUUAGCAUAGAAGAUUUAGGGUAAGGUAUUACACUCACCCCCCUUUUGCUCAUAUAUACAUGUGGCCGCCUUGUGGAGUAAUAAAUUGACUUAUGCAUGUUUAGACAUUUUGUUCCAUACACUGAGAAUUAUUUUUUUUUAGUGCUUUAUCCAUAUCGUUUCUACUGUGUUUUUUCAAAUUUUGCAAUUUUCAAAUUUUGUGAGAUGAUUCCCACUUAAGAGCAAAGCAAACUGCCUUGUACAAACUCAGAACAUUUCUCCAUCUUGCUCAAUAUUAUGCAAAGUGAUUGAUGGCAGCAUUUCAGAGUUUCCCAACCCUUCCAGGAAAUGCCAGGGAUUGAAUCUAGGCCCUCUUUCAUGCAAAGCAUGUCUUCUGCCACUAUUGCUGUGUAUCUACUAAUUCCAUCUCCUACCUUACAGGCUGAAUUUCCAGUUUUGCCCUUCUUCCAGAGUAUAUGGCUUUACAGCAGUGGAUCUUAAGCCUGGUGGUGAAGAUGAGGUAGAGGAAAAAUUCUUCAUAUGAGAGUUAAAUAUUACUUGAUUCUUCUGUGAUGUGAUGUAAACAUUAUCUGUCCAUUUACUUCGAUUUCGUUACAGUUGGUUACUAUGGAUAAUGCAGAGGAGUACGUGGAUCUGAUGUUUGACUUCUGCAUGCAUUCUGGCAUACAGAAACAGAUGGAUGCUUUUAGAGGUAUGUAAUUGACUAGCAUAUAUGGGCUGUUUAACCAUUUAAAGGAAAUAUUUAUCAGUUAAGGAAUUUCAAACAUAACAUGGUUCUCAGCUCGUGCUUAUGCUUUUUUACUUUUUGUUUCAAGAUGGCUUCAACAGAGUCUUUCCAAUGGAAAAGCUGAGUUCCUUCAGUCAUGAAGAAGUGCAGAUGAUUCUUUGUGGAAAUCAGUCACCGUCAUGGGCAGCUGAAGAUAUAAUCAACUACACAGAACCUAAACUUGGCUACACUCGAGACAGGUACUUCACCCAGUGGCAAGAUAUUCGCGCUACUUUCAGGACUUGGCAACAAGGAAUUGUGGGGUGUUGACACUGAAAAUGUGUGGCAGGUGCAGAAAAUUCAAUCUAGAUAAUUACACCUGACAGCUUCUAGGAGCCUCCGGUAAGAGCCGAGUGCAGGGUGGGGGACCAAAGCUGGACAGGCUACCCCAGAAGUAGCAUGAUGUGUCCCCCACCAGAGGUACUACUCCUCACCUAACACUCCAUACACUCCUCUGGAUAUGAGUGCCUUGUUACUCAGUGGUGCUUCGCUUGAGCAGCACUUGCUAUCCAAAUGGGUGUCUACAGCUUUGCAUAUGCCACUGAUCUCCCAGUGGGUGGCAGGCUUGCAUACCCAGACACUUUUCCCACAUUGAUGUUUAUGGCUGGAUAGUUCUAUCAAGUUAUCUCUGAAUGUUUCAUUAUUAAGCUGGCUAGAACAAGCAAGGUUUUUUUUUCUUCUUCACAUGUACCAGGUCUCCUCCAUAAGGUAUGGAGAAGAAACAUACCAAGUGUAAAACACAAGAGAAAAGGGAACUUUUGUCACUCCCUCACUGUAGCAAUUCAUUUGAAGGUGCUGUUUAAUAGGUCCCUGCUUUUAAAAGUGUAAUUUGUCUAUUAUGAAAAGAAAACAGAAAAUACUUUUAGAAAAUCACAGUAAAUGGACUAUUGUCAAACAACUUGGUUUGAUGUGUUUGGUGCAGUAAUAAAACAAAAUCAGAUUUUUAUAGUUCACUGAACUGAUGUCUACAUGGGUACAUCUCAAUUGUGCAAUCUGUCUUCCUUUGGGGGGCGGUGGGCAGGGGAAGGUAAAUAAGAUAAGGCUUAAAAGUACACGGCUAGGUAUUGCUUCACAAUGUUCUGAGCAUUGGUCCACCUCAUGCAGAGUAUUGUACAAUGUGGAUUGUCCUAAACAGACUUGAAACUAGAUGCUUGUAUGCUGUUUUCAUGAUCUGUGUAGGUAAUGAGGAGGAGACUGCUUUAGGAGUGAACACACAAUAAGUAAAUAAACUUUCAUGCCAGCAAAGAGGAAGACAGGGAAAUGCUAUGUUUACAUACUAACAUUGUCACGUAAUAUUUGGGAAAUAUUUCUUUAAUAAUAAUCUCCCCGCCCCCGAACAAAAAUAAAGUAUACCUACGACAUAUCUUUAUCUUCAAAUGCUAAUGUUUGAUAAGGUGAUUUAUUUAGGAAUUUAAUAUAUUAAAAGACAAGCAUUAAAAGCCAUUUGGUUAUGUCAACCAUUUGACACUUAGUUCAUUAUAGAGCAGUUGAGCAGCAGUAACAAACCAUGGCCUUUGGUUUAGCAUUUGUUUCAGUCCAGACAAACCACUUUUGGCUUCAUAUCAUGGUUGGUUCGGAGCAAAAACCAGGUGCAUGGUUUGUUGCUUGUGCUAGGGGAAGAGUGAAGUGGUAACCACUUAACUCUUAACUAGGGUGUACAGUGGUACCUUGGUUCCCAGACAGCUUAGUUGUCAAACAAAUUGGCUCCUGAACACCGCAAACCCUGAAGUAAGUGUUCCCGUUUGUGAACGUUUUUGGAAGCCAAACGUCCAAUGUGGCUCCCGACUGAGUGCAGGAAGCUCCUGCAGCCAGUUGGAAGCUGCGCCUUGGUUUUCAAACAGUUUUGGGAUUCGAACGGACUCACGGAACGGAUUAAGUUCGAGAACAAAUGUACCGCUGUACUGUGAUAUGCAGAUGCAUGUUCAUGCACUAGUUCAACACUGGUUUGAUUAUGCAACACAUAAUCAACACUGUAGGUAUAUUUAACAUCCAUUCUGUUUUGUGCUUUAGCCCUGGAUUCCUGAGAUUCGUUAGAGUUUUGUGUGGCAUGUCUUCCGAUGAAAGAAAAGCAUUCCUGCAAUUCACAACUGGCUGUUCAACACUUCCCCCAGGAGGCCUGGCUAAUCUACAUCCCCGUCUCACUGUUGUACGCAAGGUAUGGCCAUUUCUUAAAAGUUUUGACUAUAUAUCUAAGCAAAGGUGUGUUAGAUUUUUUUAAUGAAGUCUUGUCUUUGAGAUGGCUUGCACUCCACAAAGUGCCUGUCAGGCCUUUGGCAGAGGUCUUCAUGGACCCUGUUAAUGCAGGGGUCAGCAAACUUUUUCAGCAGGGGGCCAGUCCACUGUCCCUCAGACCUUGUGGGGGGGCUGGACCGAUAGAUAAAUAGGUACCGUUCCAGCAGGAAGGUAAACGGCGUUUCCGUGCGCUGCUCUGGUUCGCCAGAAGCGGCUUAGUCAUGUUGGCCACAUGACCCGUAAACUGCGGACAAAUGCCGGCCUAUAGAGCGAGAUGAGCGCACAACCCCAGAGUCGUCCGCGACUGGACCUUACGGUCAGGGGUACCUUUACCUUUAACAACACAGAAUUGAAAAGGAAAUGUGCGCUACAUUCACUAUUUUAAAAGUUGAUUGUGGAUUUUUAUUCACAGGUUGAUGCUACGGAUGCAAGUUACCCAUCUGUGAAUACAUGUGUGCACUACCUUAAGUUGCCUGAGUAUUCUUCUGAAGAGAUUAUGCGAGAGCGCCUGCUAGCUGCUACCAUGGAGAAAGGCUUUCAUCUCAACUGAGCUGAUGAAUAGGACACAGGAUAUGACAAACUGGUUUUGCAUUGAUAACUAGUGAAGCCUCUUGUGUUGUAUGUGCAGAAAAUACAAUCUCCACGCUGUGCUCUACUGAGACUUGCCUUUCCCCCACCCCAUCCAUGAGGCUUUGGAAACACAUGGAAAAAUUGUUAGCUGCUAAUGAAACAAAUCCCAAUGAAUUACACAGCCAGCAAGAAAAAGGCAAGAACACUGUGUGAUGCUUCCAAGGGCUUGUGCAACCAGAAGCUGAAGCAAAUGUUUGACUGUUCCAAAGAGCAGAUCUGCCGAUUUUCAGUGUUCACUGAUACAAGAUUUAUAACAGUGUAUUUGUGUAAAGUUUAGUGUUUAAUACCCUGUACACUACAGUUGCCAUCACUGAUCCCUGUUUUGCUGGCUUUAAGCUAACUGGUCAGAAAUCUGCUUCCAUAAAACUUAGUCAUUGGGCAUCUCAAGCUUUCUUUCCUUCCUUUCCUUCCUUUCAUGGUGCCUGCACUAUAGGAGUAUGCUAGUGUUGGGGGGGGUGUUUGCGUAUAAUCAUGCACAACCUUUUAUUAUUAUUUCAAGUGGGAAUACAUUUUGAUUUCUAAAUGCCCUGCUAUAAAGAUUAAAUCCUUGUAUGUGUGUGUGUGUGUGUGCGUGCAGCUCAACAAUAAAGCUUUUAAAAGACACUGAUCCCUGGUGCAAGGCCCACUUUAAAGCAAGUUUUACUUUUGGUUGUAUUUUCUUUGUAUAUUAAAAACAUUUAUUUAACUUGUUGCAGUUUGAAGUUUAAAAAAAGAUUUCCAAUGUGUAUGCUCAACAUUAAUCAUUAAAAAGUUUGCAGCGUAUGAAACCGCUUACUAGUUCUUCUGUUAUGUUGGUAUGCAGAAUAGUGCCUUGAAUUCUAAUGCUUUAUUUCUUCAAAUAAAAAUACUUGGUCUUGUACUACAC
Podarcis lilfordi (Lilford's wall lizard) is the source of this 61841-nucleotide messenger RNA. The record is from the annotation of a GenBank genome assembly. NCBI's taxonomy places the organism in Eukaryota, Metazoa, Chordata, Lepidosauria, Squamata, Lacertidae.